Molecule: messenger RNA, 48067 nt
Organism: Pelobates cultripes (western spadefoot toad)
Lineage: Eukaryota; Metazoa; Chordata; Amphibia; Anura; Pelobatidae
Source: the annotation of a GenBank genome assembly
CUUAGGCUAUCAGAAAAGGCCUCCACGCCAAAUUUUGAGAUGCAGUAGCCUCCCCCACAGAUUGUCACCCUUCCUACAAUACUGGAAACAUUAAUAAUGCGCCCCUGCGAUUUUCGGAUUAGUGGCAGGAACUGGAGGGUCACAUCAAUUGUCCCAAGUAAGUUGACAUCCAACACUUUGGUAAAAUCUUGUUUAUUUAGCCAUUCAUUGGGACAACCAGGCAUUCCAGUCCCUGCGUUAUUCACCAAACCCCACAGCCCUAAAAUAAAAGAUGUUCAGUGAGAAGUCAUACAUUUCAGCCAGUAUUCUGCUGGGAAAUAUAAAGGCAGAAGUAUGUGUACAUGUUCACAUGAUUCAUGGAAAAUGUGAGUUACUCUAAAUAAUUGUGGACAUGAAAAAUCUGUUUAGGGAAAAAGAAUUUAGAAUCAUAAAUGGUUUAGGUGUAAGUUACAUUCUCAGGAUGUACGAGCUGUUAGCAAAGUGUUUAAUUACAAUGAAAUAUAGUAUAUUUACAGAGACUUGAAAUUUAAACAUAGAAAUAGUACAGUGCCUGACCUUUGUCACCAACCGUAUGAGUAACCCAUUUGGCAACAGAGCUUACACUCUGGCUAUCUGUGACAUCUAAGAUUACAGUCUGCAGUCUGCGGGAUGUCUGAUUCUUCAGCUCCUCUGACCCUUUCUCUGUCAUACAAGCUGCCAGUACUAGCAUGCCACGCCGUUCCAGCUGCUUCGCCAGGAGAUUCCCAAAUCCAGAAUCACAUCCAGUGAUGAACACAUAUUUAUCUGUGAGAUUCUGCAGUAUAUGGCUCUGUCUGUGCCAUCUGUACAUGAAUAUCAGCAUCACGAACACUACCAACAGUAUAGUUAUCCACAUGAUGGAGGCAGGUUACGUGGCUAAUAUAAAAAAAGAAAAGAAACGAUAUUUACAUAAACAUGCCGGUUACCUAUAUCUCUAUAUAUGCUAUCGAACUUCUUUACAUAUGCUUGUAUUUGUUGGAGCUUACUAACAAAUAUAAAGAAGCUCCAUUACAAAUACACCUGUGUCGGAAGAAGUGGCUUUCAAUCAAUGUAUUCACAACUCUGCAUUCACACAAACAUUGGCAUGCCUCACAAAGACAAUGCAGCAUUUACACACACAUUGGCAUGUAUGUAAUAAAACACACCAGUAUUCACAUAGACACAGCGACAUUCCUAUAAAUAUAAUCUCUUCUAAACUUGCCAGCUCAUACAUGUUCUUGAAUUCACAUAUACCGCAACUACACUCAAUGUGACUAUACAAACACUCAAGCACCAUGCACAGCUUCAGCUUGGAGGUGACCACAGGUAUAUAUUUGAUGAGGUUUUGGAUAGUAAUGUCACUUUAAUUAUAAUUUUAAUAGCAGCAGAUAUAUAAUUUGCAUUGUGAGUGUAUGCAUAAAAGUACCAUCACUUUAACUGUUUAGUUUUGACACUGAAUUUUUUAAAUUGCAUUUAUCACAUUAAUUUUGCAUUAUAUUUACUCACAAUGCUCUUACAAACAGAUUAUAUGUAUAUAUAGCUUAUUUAGCGCUAGCACCAAUUCAUUUAUUCCCACUUUUGGAAUUAGUGUAGAACCCACCGAUAUUGAGGUACUCUGAAAUAGUGGUGGGCUUAACACGAUAUGGCCAUAUGAUGGAACUGAAUCCCCAUUUGUGUUUGCUGAGAUAGGUGAUUUUAAGUAGCAUUAUAGAAUUUACAAACUUAUUUUAUGAGUGCGCUGUUCCUUAAUCUGUAUUAGCACACUCAGGAAAUAUACUCAUGUACAUGUAUUUAUUCAUUGAACUGAGAAUUGUGGAGAAAUGAAAAAAAAAUUUUACAUUGUAUAACAAAUUAUCCAAACUGGAAGAAUAACAGCUAAUAUACAGCUAAUUAUAAUGAACUGAAAACCAAAUUGCAAAAUUCAGAAUAAAAUAUCCAAACUGUGACCAUAGUGGAUUUGGGAAUGUUUUUCCAAUCCAGCUAUUUUGUCUUUCAUUUUUUAGUUCUUCUUUCAAUUACAAUGAAGGUUUAGUGAAUAAAUGACGUGUCUAUCUGGGCAUGUCCAUCUGUAUCUUUGUCUGUAUCUGUCUGUUAGUGUGUCAGGAGUUAUUCCUUGUGGGUUUUAAGGGGUGGAGUUUUGAGGAGGGCCAGGGGUGAGGUUCACCAAAUCUUGUUUUGGGCUCAAGUGCCAGUUAUAUUUUGACUCUAGCCAUGCCCCUGACUAACUGGAUAAAAACUAUCAAAUAUAUAUGAGAUGUAAAUGCAGAAAGAAAAGUCCUGCGCUCACUCCCAUCACUGGGCGGCAGCAAUGACUACAGUACACAUCAGCCCCAAUCUAUAGUAAAAACCAAAGAAAAACAUCUUACCUGUGCUCUCUCCUUAAUCCCUAUGUAUUUUUAAACAAAUUGAGGGUUUUUUAGUUACCUCCAAUGGCCAUGAGAGGAUAAGCCCACCUGCCAAUGUCAAGGCAUACCCCCCCAGGUGGGUCUUAACUCUAACCAUUCACCUUGAGCUUCUGGCAAAGAUCUCUAAUGACACAGAAAGGGGUAUUUUUUAUAUACACCCCUAUGCAUUAUUAACCCUUAAUAGGGAACACAUGGGAUGGGCGGCUGCAUUGUAACAAGGCUGAGUGAUACAAAAAAUGGAUACACAGCUCACAGCUCGUCUUUGUAGAGACAUUUGGUGUUUAACCGCUUAAGGACCAAACUUCUGGAAUAAAAGGGAAUCAUGACAUGUCACACAUGUCAUGUGUCCUUAAGGGGUUAAACCAACUGUAUAUCAAUUUGAGUAUGUUUAAAUUCCUUAUGCAGGAUAAAGAAUACAAUGUAAGCUUCAGUUUAAUAAAGCAUAUAAAUAAAGGUUAACAUCCGUCUUUUUACAGACUGUAAGCUUAUUUGAACAGGGACUUCUUCACCUCUUGCUAUAUUCUGUAUAGGAAUACUUGUCAAAUAUUCCUAUUCUGUGAAAUAAGUUGGCACUAUAUAAAUGCCAAUAAUACAAAUAACAAUAAUAAUAAUAAUAAUUGCCUUUUCCAUUGGUUAGAAAGAUAAAACAUUCUGAUGAUAAACUACAUGUUAGAAAAAUGAGUGUCGACAGUAGAUAAAAUCCUUGUAUUCCAUCUAUUUUUAUUCCAUCUGUUUUGCCCAUUCCCUAUCUGAAGCACAAGAAUCAUUCUCGAUUUUGUUACAACAACAACAAAAACAGCAAUAAGUCUGCACUAAAAUUAACUCUAUAAUAUUGUGAGGUCCAAAUGAAAUAACCCAUUAUCAAUUACCUCAUCCUACGCCAUGUGUUCAGUGUCCUCACCUUUCAAGUUAUGAUUAAUGCAGUGCAUUCGUUAGUCACUGGACUAGAUAGGAAUGAAGAUUCAAAGACAAGCAACUUCAACUGGUUUACCUAGUUAUUACUGAAACACGUUCUCAUUUCUCCUGGAGAUGAUUAACUAUAGCACAUCACGUGACCUGAAUCAGUUUGUUCCGAACUCAAAAAUAUCACAUCCUUGUAGUCAGUUUCUGAUAGAAACAUCCAGAUUUACUAAGCAAAGGCUAUCAUUCAUAAGAUUAUUUUCAAUCAAAAAACAGAGAAGUGGAAAAGUAAUAGAUUUAUAAGGUAUAUUAAUUUAACAUCAAAAUGUCAAAUAUGGCUCAUUUUACUGAACUACAGUUGAGUUGGAAAACUUCUCUUAGUUCGGCCAGUUUGAAAACGGUUAGUGUGUUUUUUUUUGUUUGCUGAUAAAUAAAUAUUUGAUUACAUACUUUGAUCCGGUAAAUGGUCAAUUAACUCAGUUAUAGUUAUGGAUCCAGGUUUCAACCCGCAGUAAGAUAUCAAAUGUUUUAGUAUGGUUUGACAAUAUCUGGUGAAACUGGCAGAGAGCAUCAGUUGAGCAAUAGAGCAACCCGGGUUCUCCUGCUGAAGAAGAGCAGAGUGUCAGGAUUACUGUUUGAUCCAGCACGUAGAACUGUACAGCACGGAUGACAAAUAAGUAACGUAUUACCGGUCCUUAGAAUGGCCGGAUUUAACGUACAAAGAAUAGUCAAAAAUACUAGCCGAGGUCAGGGAACACAGAAAGGGACACAGCGAUGAGGAAAGCCAGGAGUCAGGAUACCAGAAUAUAGAGAAGUCAAUAAACAAAGCCAAAGUCAAAACCAGGUAGAAAACUAUAAACAGGAACGCGCUCUCAGACAACCACAAGGGAAACCACGACAGGGCACUGAGCAGGCUGAGAACUGGGCCUAAAUACCCCUCCUUUAGUUCUGAUAGGCUGUAACCGGCCUUUGACCGCAAAGUCAGUUACCAGGUUUCAUUUGCAUAAUUGCUGCUCAGCAUUAACCCUUUUGUGGAUUAGGUUGCUGCUCGGCACAACUUUUCCUGUGUGGACAGUAAAUGUUAUUAACCACUUUUCUAUAAGCGGAUGAAUACGUGACACCAGGUUUCAUUUGCACAAUCACUGCUCAGCAUUAACCCUUCUGUGGAUUAGGUUGCUGCUCGGCACAACUUUUCCUGUGUGGACAGUAAAUGUCAUUAACCACAUUUCUAUAAGCGGAUGAAUAUGUGACACAGAGAUAGCAAUCGAGGCACCAGUGUGAGGCAGUUCCCAGGUAAGUACAUCCUACCACGCGGCAGGAUACUAUAAGCAAUAUAAACUAUAUACUGAGAUUAGGCGGUUAAUGGUAUUUGGGGUGUUUUUUAAUGAGUCUGUGGCCAAUUGCGCCCCAAGAUCAAUGUAUUUCUUACAAUCACAUCUAGUUUAUAUUAGUAUAUCCAAGAUUUUUCCUAAAGUUAUAUUAAAUGCAUAAAUAUUAAUUUUUGUACAAUGAUUUUCCAAAUGUGAAUUAUACAGUAUUUAUCUGAGUCUGUUUGAUAAAUUUGUUCAGCUUGAACCAUAAAUAAAUCAAUUUAAAAAUAUCCAAUUAUAUUUCUUAGAAGAGUCUUUAUUAGACAACCAAGCCCUUUAAAUUAAGGCGCAAAAUGUUAAAGACCACACUUGUAUUUUGCUUCUCAUUUUCUCAUUGGACAUAUGGUAGGUGGCUCUUGUCACGUUUCUAAAUAGGUUCUUGCAUACUGUAGGACUCUGAAUUCUUUCCACCUUUCAGUCAUUGGCCACCAUUAUACUAAUUUUUAUUGUAACCACUUCUCAUCGUUCACUGCAUUCAAAAGAAUAAGCGUAUUUCUGUACCCUGCUCACUUCGUUCUGUGAUUGUCUGCAUCUUUAUGUCGCCACACCACCAACUUGUGCUCAUGAUUGUCAUGAUUGUCAUGGUUAAAUAAAUAGAAUCUUAGAGUUGCAUCUUUACUACAAAGAUUUAUAAAUCUGACAGUUGGUGUUUUUUGUUUUUUUUAUCACAACAGUCAUUUUCCUCGCAGGCUGAGCCAUGGCUGGGGCAUUUACUGAGACCUUCUAAUGAUAACUGUGAAGCACCCCAGAUGGAGUAUAUAACAAGAAUAAACGUUAUCUAAUCUGUGUAGGCACCUGUGUUUAAAUCUUUUUCCUGAGUGAUUUAUUUUCAUAAAAUAUAUAAGGAAAAAAUAGGGAAUACUUUUCCUUAUGUAUAAUAUUCAAGUUGGCAAAAUGUGACAAUGUUCAGAGCUUAAAGGGACACUAUAGUCACCCAGAUCACUUGAUCUCAUUGAAGUGGUCAGGGUGCAGUGUCCUUGUCCCACUUAGUCCCGCAUUGUAAAUUACUGCAGCUUUAGAGAAACUGCAGCCUCUAGUGGCUGUCAAUCAGAUAGCCAAUGCGGGGCACUUCCUGGAUGCUAACAAUUUUUCUUAUUUACAUAGACUGAUUUCUAAACACAUUUAUUGUGGGAUACACAUUACUUGGAGUAUUAUUCCUAUAGAGCUCUGUUAUGCACUCAGGCACACCAACAAUAUUGAGCUCCUAGAAUAGAGUGUUAUUAGGACAGAAAAAAGGAACAGAGGUAGAAUACCCAAAAUAGGGACCGUCCCUCCUAAAAAGGGACACUUGGGGUGUAUGUAAAUAUUUGUGUUGCUGUGAUUGCUGGCUACAUUGGCAUGUACCAAUUGUACAGCGCUGCGGAAUAUGUUGGCGCUUUAUAAAUGCCAGUAAUAAAUAAAUAAAUACCAGGCACUUUUCUAUCCUAAUGUGUCUCCCCCCCCCCUUUUUGUUUUAGGAGCGCCAUAUUGUUGGUGUGUCUGAGCGUAUACCAGAGCUUCACAGGAAUAAUACACACAGUAAUGUUUUUUUAUAAAACAAUUAAUGUCUUUAAAAAUUGGUCUGUGCAAAUCAGAUACAUUGUUCUUGUUCAAAGUUACAAUACAGUUGCAUUAAUGGUAAGCUAAUCAACUAAAAUUUCGCAGAACAGCCCCACCCCUGGCCACACCCCUACAGUUAAGUAUCCCUGUCUAUGAAUUUUAAAUGCUGGGUACUUUCUUAAUAUAUAAAAUACGGAAUCUAUGUCAGCUUAAUAAUAUAAAGCAAUCAAUGGAUAAAAAUAAUGGGUACACCCAAGUUCCGCCUAUUUCUUAAAUCUUAGUACCAGCUUGCUCGUAAGGCACAACAAUGCAAUGUCCCCAUACUACCUAAAAGCAGAAAGAUUAUUAACAGUUUCUCAACCCUUCCGGUUUAUCUAUAUCAACUCAUUGAUUUAUGCAGGCAAGCAAUCCAUUAAAAGCAAUAGCAAUGUUCUGCAUUCCGUCUCUGGAAAGAUUAAAAUACAACAUGAGGUUAAAUCCAUGGUACGGCUGGUUAUGUAAAAAAAAUAAAUGGAAAUUCCCACAUUUUCUAUCCUGCCAAGAAACAUGCAGAGAAUAAAAGAGAGAGAAAGAAAUGGUGUUCAAAGUUCACAAACAAGAGAAUGUCUGUUCAGUUUAUUCAGUCCAGGGGCAAUGCUGGCUUUUGUACCAUAGCGAACAUGCCUGCAAAGCAUUGUAGUAUAAUGUGAAGAGUGAUCCUGUAACAGGAAACAAAUAUUAGACACAUUUCAAAAAGAAUAUGUUAAAGGACAUUCCUGCAAAUUAAAAGGAAAGGUGGAUGAAGCUAAAGGCCUGAAAGGUUCUGGGUCGUAUUCUUAUAAAAAUAUUGUUUCAGAAAUUGAUUGUUUUUCUUUUCAUAAUGACUGAUUUUAUAUUUCCGACUCAUUUUUACAAAAAAUAGUCUUUUAGUUUUUUUUUAUUUUUUUUUCCACUUAAAUUUUUCUUUUUAUUGAAUACAGUCCGAGACAAAAGUUUUAAAUUUUUCUUUUUAUUGAAAAGUUUUAUAAGAAUACAGUCCGAGACAAAAGUUUUAACAUGUCACGAAAAAAUAAAAACAGCAUAUUUCAUAAGAUCCAUCAUAUAUCAAAGUAUACAUUGUUGAGGAUACAACACUUUCACAAACAUAAACAAUGACAAGAAAGGCAUAGAAAAGACAAAUUGAUCUAACAAAAAUCUUUAGCCACCCCACCAUGUCUGUCAAGCUGUGGGGGAAUCCAGGAUUCUCCACACAUCCAUAAAGGAUUUGAGGGAGUUUAUGGCUCGGUGGAGAGAAUAGACCAUCUGUUGAAUAUCAGAAAUGUGCGCCAAUACCUGAGAAUGCUGUGGCACCGAAGGGAUUUGUAUUUUUUAAAUCUAAAGAUCAUUUACUAUCUGAGCCAUUAAAUAGGGGACAUUUUUAGGAUGCAUUUUAAUGACAUGACCUACCCCAUGUCAUUCUUUCUAAUCUCCAUAUCUGUAUCUGUCAUGCAAACCCCACAAACCUCCUCUAUCUCACUAAUCACAAACUUUGAAUUAUCUCUCCUUUACCUACGUACAGACAGAAAGUAAUGGUAUAUAAUAUAUCCUAGGACAGAGAAAGAGGUGGAUGUAGUGAGUGAAGCUGAAAGGGGUUAUGCCAGACUGCCCAAGGCAGGAGGAUAGACGCAUCAAUAUCAUCAAUCAUCAAUAAACCUACAAAUUCCAAAUUGCAGAUCAUAAAUGCUGGCCAUCCAAAAAACAGCUGAAACCUUAUGUUUUGUUUUUUUAAUACUUUAUUAGAUAGCCACUAGAGGCGCUUACGGGAGUUUUCCUAAAUGACGCUGAAUGUACUCACACUCUGCAUGAGGACAUUCAGCGUCAUUGAAAUUCUCAUUGGAAGGUAUUGAGGCAUUUCAUCCUUGGACCCAGGCAGCAAAAAGUCUUGGGCUGGCCAUGAUGGGACACUAUAGUCACCAGAACCACUGCAGUGGUUAUGGUGUCAAUAGCAUAUCCCUUCAAACUUUUUCAGUGUAAACACUGCUUCCUAUUUCAGUGUCGCACUGUGUAGAGACAUUGAACGUUCCUCAUAGAGAUGCAGUGAUUCAAGCCUGGCGGGGCCAGCAACAGCAAGACAGUCAUGGUGUGGGAAAAAAGAUGAGUUUAAACACCUUUCCUAUGCAAUCUAAGGGGGACUGGUGACCUAAAUAGUUUAACACUGCAUGUUUGUGUUCCUGACACUAUUGUUGUUGUUGUUUAGUCGUUCAGUCGUGUCCGACUCUCCGUGACCAUAUGGACCAUAGCAUGCCAGGCAGGGGCGUAUUAGCCGCGAGGCAAACAAGGCAUUUGCCUUGGGCGGCAUUUUUCAGGGGGCGGCAAAAAACGCCGCCCCCCCAAAUGCCCAGGGCAGAUGCCUAGUUAGCCUCGCGGCUAACAGACAUGCCGGACAUGCGGCGCUGGCAGCAGGCGGGCGGCUGGCGAGGGAGCACUUCCUAUGAGCUCUCUGCUCAGCUCCCUCGCGCGCCGCAGAGUGAGGCUGGGAGCCGGAAUAUGAUAUCAUCUUCCGGCUCCCAGCCUCACUCUGCAGCCGGCGCGCGAGGGAGCUGAGCAGUCAGCUCAUAGGAAGUGCUCCCUCGCCAGCGCCGCCCGCCUGCCAGCCCUGCAGCCACUAGACCACCGGACCACCAAGGAGAGAGACCCCCCCCCAGCACUCCCAAAGGUAAGGAGGUUGGGGGGGGAUUUAAAUUAAAAAAAAAAAGUUAAUGUGUGUGUCUGACUGUGUGUGUGUGUGACUGUGUGUGUGUGUGUAUGUGUCUGACUGUGUGUGUGACUGUGUGUGUGUGUGUGUGUGUAUGUGUCUGACUGUGUGUGUGUGACUGUGUGUGUGUGUGUAUGUGUCUGACUGUGUGUGUGUGUAUGUAUGUGUCUGACUGUGUGUGUGUGUGUGUUUGUGUCUGACUGUGUGUGUGUUUGUGUCUGACUAUGUGUUUGUGUCUGACUGUGUGUGUGUCUGUGUGUGUGUGUGGGCUGUGUUUGUGUCUGGUGUGUGUGUUUGUGUCUGGUGUGUGUGUGUGGGCUGUGUGUGUCUGGGCUGUGUGUGGGCUGGUGUUUGUGUCUGUGUGUGUGAUCUGACUGUGUCUGUGUGUGUCUGGGCUGUGUGUGUGUCUGGGCUGUGUGUCUGGGCUGUGUGUUUGUGUCUGUGUGUGUGUGUUUGUGGUGGUGUGUGUGUGUGUCUGACUGUGUGUGUGUUUGUGUCUGUGUUGUGUGUCUGACUGUGUGUGUUUGUGUCUGACUGUGUUUGUGGUGUGUGUGUGUCUCUGACUGUGUAUGUGUGUGUGUGUUUGUGUAUGUGUGUGUUUGUGUAUGUGUGUGUGUCUGACUGUGUGUGUGUAUGUGUCUGACUGUGUGUGUGUGUAUUUAGAAGGUGGGGCGGGUGGGGGUGGCGCGCGGGGAGGGGGGGGCCCUGAGUUUUGUCCUGCCUAGGGCAGCACAAAACCAAGAUACACCACUGAUGCCAGGUACAUCUGUCAGUCACUGCCCCUCUGGGCUCCAACAACUUCAUGUUCGUGGCUUCAGGGACCUCAUCUAUCCAUCUCCAUCUCUGUCGUCCCCUUCUUCGCGUGCCUUCAUUCUUUCCCAGCAUCUCUAGAGAAUCCUGCCUUCUUAUUAUAUGGCCAAAAUAUUUGAGCUUCAGCCUCAUGAUCGUAGCUUCCAGUGAACAGUUUAUCUUGAUUUCCUGUAGUACGGAUUUAUUGGAUCUUCUUGCAAUCCAAGAGAUUCUAAGCAGUUUUCGCCAACACCACAGCUCAAAGGCAUUAAUUCUAUGACGCUCAGCCUUCUUUCUAGUCCAGCUGUCACAUCCAUAUGUUACUACUGGGAAUACCAUAGUUCUGACUAUGCGGACCUUUGUUGAUAGUGUAAAAUCUUUAGUUUUUACCAGCUUGUCCAAGCUUGCCAUAGCUUUCCUCCCCAGAAGCAAACAUCUUUUAAUUUCAUGACUACAGUCACCAUCUGAAGAGAUGUUGCUAGGAUGUAUUUAAACUAGGAGGGGGGGGCAAAAGGGUGAUAAAACAUCAAUCCAAUUGUCCCCCAAAACAAGGACAGAAGGUGCCUGUAGCAAGUGUGUUAAAAAUGAUAAGCUUAGAGUCAUGUCUACAAAUGCUCGCAGUUUAGGGAAUAAGAUCCAUGAACUUGUGGCAAUAAUGGCAACUGAUAGUGUAGAUUUAGUCGCUGUUACUGAGACAUGGUACAAUGAGAAAAAUGACUGGGACAUAGCAAUACCAGGGUACUCUUUAUAUAGGAAAGAUAGGGAAGGCAAGAAAGGGGGAGGGGUGGCCUUGUAUGUGAAGGAUAGCAUAAAAUCUAGCCUAAUAAAAGUUAGUGAGGCAAACAUAGAGUCCGUUUGGGCUACGUUAGAAUUUGGUAAUCACACAGUAACUCGUGUAGGUGUGAUUUAUAGGCCCCCAGGACAAAUUGAAGAGUUAGAUAAUCUACUAGUUGAGGAAAUAGCUAAAAUGACAAUGAAGGGGAAGUUAUCAUCAUGGGUGACUUUAAUCUUCCUGAUGUAAAUUGGAAAACAAAAUUAGCUACUUGUGCCAGGAGCACACAUAUUCUAAACUCCCUACUGGGAUUGUCUCUAAAACAAGUUGUUGAAGAGCCAACUCGUAAAGAGGCCAUACUAGAUUUAGUGUUAACAAAUGGAGAUUUGGUAUCAGAUAUUACUGUAGGUGAAAGUUUGGGAUCCAGUGAUCAUCAGUCAGUGUGGUUUAAUAUAAGAACAGUGACUGAGUCACACCACACAAAAACAAAAGUUUUAGACUUUAGAAAAACAGACUUUUCUAAAAAUUAGAAUAUGGGUAGAGGAGUCAUUAUCAGACUGGAGCAAUUUAAAUGGAGUCCAAGAAAAAUGGGAUUAUUUAAAAGUUGCACUAUUGAAGGCAACAGAAAAUUGCAUUAGGCUUGUCAGUAAAAGCAAAAAAUUCAAGAAACCACUGUGGUACUCCGCAGAUGUGGCCAAAAUAGUUAAAAACAAAAAGUUAGCAUUUAGGAAUUAUAAAAAAAACCAGAGUGAGGAAGACAAAAUGAUCUAUAAGAUUAGGCAGAAAGAGGCUAAGCAAGUUAUAAGAGCUUCCAAAUCACACACAGAAGAGAAAAUAGCACAGUCAGUAAAAAAGGGGGACAAAACAUUUUUUAGAUACAUAAAUGAGAAAAGAAAAGUAAAACAAGGAUUAGUUAGAUUAAAAACAAAAGAAGGAAGGUAUGUAGAAGAGGAUAAAGGUCAGGCUGACUGCCUCAAUGAAUAUUUUUGUUCUAUAUUUACAGAAGAAAAUGAAGGAAAGGGACCUCAGUUGAGAAAAAGGAUAAAUGAGUCAUUUAUUACACGUGAGUUUACAGAGGAAGAGGUUCUAUUUCAACUGUCAAAAGUAAAGACAAAUAAGUCAAUGGGACCUGAUGGAAUACACCCAAAGCUAUUAAAAGAGCUUAGUGGUGUACUAGCAAAACCAUUAACAGAUUUAUUUAACCAAUCAUUGUUAACAGGAGUAGUCCCAGAAGAUUGGAAGUUAGCGAAUGUUGUGCCCAUUUACAAGAAAGGUAAUAGGGAGGAGUCGGGCAACUAUAGGCCAGUAAGCCUUACUUCAGUAGUGGGGAAAGUGAUGGAAACCAUGUUAAAGGAUAGGAUUGAUGAACAUCUAAAACACAUGGAUUUCAAGAUCAGAGACAACAUGGGUUUACUUCAGGGAGAUCAUGCCAAACUAAUCUUAUUGAUUUUUUUGAUUGGGUAACUAAAAUUAUAGAUCAGGGUGGUGCAGUAGACAUUGCUUACCUAGAUUUCAGUAAGGCUUUUGACACUGUUGCACAUAGAAGGCUUAUCAAUAAACUGCAAUCUUUAAGUUUGGAUUCAAAUAUUGUUGAAUGGGUAAGGCAGUGGCUGAGUGACAGGCAACAGAGGGUUGUAGUUAAUGGAAUAUAUUCGAAGCUUGGACUUGUCACCAGUGGGGUACCUCAGGGAUCUGUACUUGGACCCAUUCUCUUUAAUAUUUUUAUUAGUGAUAUUGCAGAAGGUCUUGAUGGUAAGGUAUGUCUUUUUGCUGAUGAUACUAAGAUAUGUAACAGGGUUGAUGUUCCAGGAGGGAUAAGCCAAAUGACAAAUGAUUUAGGUAAACUAGAAAAAUGGUCAGAAUUGUGGCAACUGACAUUUAAUGUGGAUAAGUGCAAGAUAAUGCAUCUUGGACGUAAAAACCCAAGGGCAGAGUACAGAAUAUUUGAUAGAGUCUAACCUCAACAUAUGAGGAAAGGGAUUUAGGGGUGAUUAUUUCUGAUGACUUAAAGGUAGGCAGACAAUGUAAUAGAGCAGCAGGAAAUGCUAGCAGAAUGCUUGGUUGUAUAGGGAGAGGUAUUAGCAGUAGAAAGAGGGAAGUGCUCAUGCCAUUGUACAGAACACUGGUGAGACCUCACUUGGAGUAUUGUACACAGUACUGGAGACCGUAUCUUCAGAAGGAUAUUGAUACCUUAGAGAGGGUUCAGAGAAGGGCUACUAAACUGGUUCAUGGAUUGCGGGAUAAAACUUACCAGGAAAGGUUAAAGGAUCUUAACAUGUAUAGCUUGGAGGAAAGACGAGACAGGGGGGAUAUGAUAGAAACAUUUAAAUAUAUAAAGGGAAUCAACACAGUAAAGGAGGAGACUAUAUUUAAAAGAAGAAAAACUACCACAACAAGAGGACAUAGUCUUAAAUUAGAGGGACAAAGGUUUAAAAAUAAUAUCAGGAAGUAUUACUUUACUGAGAGGGUAGUGGAUGCAUGGAAUAGCCUUCCAGCUGAAGUGGUAGAGGUUAACACAGUAAAGGAGUUUAAGCAUGCGUGGGAUAGGCAUAAGGCUAUCCUAACUAUAAGAUAAGGCCAGGGACUAAUGAAAGUAUUUAGAAAAUUGGGCAGACUAGAUGGGCCGAAUGGUUCUUAUCUGCCGUCACAUUCUAUGUUUCUAUGUUUCUAUAUGUUGGAUCCCAGGAAUAUAAAAUCUGUCACUGCCUCCACUUCUUCCCAUGCCCAGCCUUAUGUAUUAUGUAUUCCGUAUAUAAGUUGAAUAAAUAAGGUGACAAUAUCCAACCUUAUCGCACUCCUUUCCCGAUCUUGAACCAUUCUGUUGUCCCACAUACAGAUUCCUCAGGAGGCAGAUGAGAUGAUCUGGUACUCCCAUCUCUUUAAGAACUUACCACACGUUGUUAUGAUCUACACAGUCAAAGGCUUUAGAAUAGUCUAUGAAGCAGAAGUAGAUGUUUUUCUGGAACUCUCUGGCUUUCUCAAUUAUUUAUCGUACAUUGGCAAUUUGAUCUCUUGUGCCUAGUCCUCUGCGGAACCCAACUUGUACACCUGGUAAUUCCCGGUCAAUAUAUUGCUUGAGUCGAGCUUGUAGGAUACUAUAGUGUUCCUUUAAUUGUUUGAGAGUUAGACAGUUAACUAAAGUUUUGUUUCUCUGUAUUCCUCUUAUAAGUUCCUCUAUAAGUUCUUAUUCUUCCUUUGAUCUGCACAACAUUUUAGAGCACAAGUAUGUAAGCAGUAGGGAAAAUUAAAAUAAAUAAAUAAUGUAUUUGUUUAUUAUUUAUGAUUAAUGGCUCUAUUUCAUAGGUAUGGAUCUGAAGCUGCAGCUCAAUAUAUUAACACAUUUAUUUGCCGCACAAUUUAUCUUUCUGGGAGACUGGAAGUAAUACUAAAGUUUGCUUUGGCACAUCAUAUUUGCCUUAACCCCUUAAAAACGGCAGGUGAUACCCGCUCGCCGGUGAUACCACACUGGUGAUCGCGAUGGGGAGACUUACCUGGCAUCCCAGGGAGUCCCCCUGCUGCCGAUCUGGCCCUCAUGGGCCAUGUGAGGACCUCAUCAUCACAUGGAUGGAAUAGCCGUCCAUAGCAGUGCCAGCAGGGGGAGUUCCUGUAAUGACAGGUAGUCCCCCUGCUGCCUGUAAUAAAUUAAAAUAAAGUUUUAAAACAGUGUAAAAUAAAAUAAUAUAUACUUAGAUUAUAUAUAUAUAUUAUAUAUAUGAUCUAAGUAAAUAUAAACACAUACACUGUCUAAGUGUAUUUUAAUAUUAAUUUAAAUAUAAUUAUAUAUAUUCAUAUCAAAAUACACAUAGAAUGAUAUUAAUUAAAUAUAUAUAUAUAUAUAUAUAUAUAAUAUAAAACAAAUAAAUAUAUAAAUACGUAAAAAAAUGAAAAAUAAAAAAACAAUAAAAAAGAAAUAAUUAAUAUAUAUAUAUAUAUACACGUGUAAUUUCAUUAUAACUGUAUUUUGAUAUUAAUUUAUAUAUAUAUAUUGAUAUCAAAAUACACAUAGAACGAAAUAAUAUAUAUAUAUCUAUAUACAUAAAUAUAUAUGUAUAUAUCACUAUAUAAAUACCUAUAUAUACAUGAAAAUAAUUUAAAAAUAUUAUAUAUAUAUAUAUAUAUAUGGAUAUAUAUAUAUAUAUGUGUAUAUAUAUAUAUAUUAUUUUUUAAAGUUCUACAUAUAUAUUUAUGUAAUAUUAUAAUUAAGUCAUUUUAUUAAUUACAAUUUGCGGGACCUGUCUGAUAACCCAGGCAGAAAGUCCAGAGAAUUUAAUUUGCUAGCACUAUUUUUAACCCUGUAACUUUCCAAGACACCAUAAAACCUGUACAUGGGGGUACUGUUUUACUCAGGAGACUUCGCUGAACACAAAUAUUAGUGUUUCAAAACAGUAAAAUGUAUUACGAUAAUAUCAUCAGUGAAAGUGACUUUUUUCUGCAUUUUUCCACAUAUAAAUGGCACUUACACUGACGAUAUGAUUCUUGUGAUACAUUUUACUGUUUUGAAACACUAAUAUGCGUGUCCAGCGAAGUCUCCUGAGUAUAACAGUACCCCUCAUGUACAUUUUUUAUGGUGUUUUCAAAAGUUACAGAGUCAAAUAUAAGGCUUGUGUUUCAGUUUUUUCACAUUAAAAUUUGCCAGAUUGGUUACGUUGUCUUUGAGACCGAAUGAUAGCACAGGAAUGAGAAUUACCCCAUGAUGGCAUACCAUUUGCAAAAGUAGACAACCCAAGGUAUUGCAAAUGUGGUAUGUACAGUCUUUUUUAGUAGCCACUUAGUCACAAACACUGGCCAAAAUUGGCGUUCAAAUUAGUUUUUGCAUUUUCCACACACAGACAAAUAUUAACACUAAUUUUGGCCAGUGUUUGUAACUAAGAGGCUACUAAAAAUGACUGGACAUACCCCAUUUGCAAUAUCUUGGGUUGUCUACGUUUGCACAUAGUAUGCCAUCAUGGGGGUAAUUCUCAUUCCUGGGCUACCAUACUGUUUAAAAGGCGACGUAACCAAUCUGGCGAAUUUCAAUGUGAAAAAACUGAAAAAUGUAACAUGCUAUAUUUGAUUCUGUAACUUCCCAAAACACCAUAAAACCUGUACAUAGGGGUUACUGAUUUACACGUGAGACAUCGCUGAAUACAAAUAUGUGUAUUUUAUUGCAGUAAAACCAAACAUUCACAGUUAAAAUGUUAUGCAGAAAUAUUUUUUUAUAUAUAUAUUUUAUUCAAAUUAAAUUAUGUUUCAUCGCUAAAUAUUUUAAGUUUAAUGAAAGCCCUAUUUCACCUGAAUAAAAUGAUAUAUAAUAAGUGUAUAUGAAAGAGGUGAAUUACGGUUGAACAGAAAUAUAGUCAAAUUCCAAGUUUUGUUUACCUUUUAUUUUUAACCGAAAUGGGUACAUUUGGCUCAGUCCUUAAGGGGUUAACCCUUUAUCUUGUUAAGGAUGAAGACACGGGUUGAUUUAAAUAGGUUGCAGUGGAAGCUGUCACAACACUAGGUUGCACACUAGCACUGUAGGAGGUGUUGACUAAUCGUAAUUGGAAAAAAGGUGGUGGUGUUAAUAAUAAUAUCACUGGGUAAGCUACAUUUAGUUCUUGUAGGAGAUGAUGAUCCAACUGUUUCCAUUAAAAGAGACGAUUUUACUGCAGAUAGGGUUGGACAUAGACAAAGUGGCCAGUGCACACUAGGUGCAGAAAAUAGUACACCAUUGCCUCUUCUCUCCGGACUCUCCUCUUGUAAUUCCUCCGUAUAAAAGUCAAUUUCCUCCUAGGCCAGAUCUAAACAAAUGUCGCAAGUAGAGGAGGAAAGAGCAAAUUUCACCCCCACGACCACCAACAAAAUCAGACACUGGGAGCACUACUUCUUCAGCAAAAAGUGGUUUAUAUUAGUGAUGUCCCGAACGGUUCGCCGAACGGUUCGCCAUGGACUCAUCAUUGAGUAAACUUUGACCCUGUACCUCACAGUCAGCAGACACAUUCCAGCCAAUCAGCAGCAGACCCUCUCUCCCAGACCCUCCCACCUCCUGGACAGCAUCACUAAGAAUGCAGCUUCACAAUGAAUGUAAAAUGAGCUGUCCAGGAGGUGGGAGGGUCUGGGAGGGAGGGUCUGCUGCUGAUUGGCUGGAAUGUGUCUGCUGACUGUGAGGUACAGGGUCAAAGUUUACUCAAUGAUGAGUCCGCGGCGAACCGUUCGUGGCGAACCGUUCGGGACAUCACUAGUUUUGAUAUAACCGACAAAGUCUCUGCUGAGCUUUCUUUUAGUUGCUCAAUGGUGGACUGCUACCACAAAUAGGGGUAACUUAGGCAACGGCAACAAAUUCCUGGUUUUACAGAUCCCUUGCUCUGAGAAACAUAAAACAUAGAAGCUGUAAAGCUUGGACCAGUUGUGGUGGUAGGAGCAGCAGUGCCAGUGAAAGUGGCAGCACAAAUUAUUGCAGCACCAAAAUGCUGUGAAAAAUACAAUAAACUCCUGGAUAGUGAUUUAGACGUUACAGGUGUGCUGGUAAUCCCACUAUCCUGACAAUGAAUAUUACUAACAGCGAUGAUGGUGGCUGGAGUGCUGGAGUCAGUGGUGUAGGAGGUGUCAACAGUUCUCAUGGCCGUGGAAGAGGUGUUCAGUAUUUUACAGGCCAUGGCACUACUGCUCAUGGUGGCUUGGGGAACGCAACCCCUCCUCUCACCCUUCCUCAGUUUCUUCUUGGCAUUAGGAUGCAACAUUGAUGAAGGUGGGUUUGUUUUUCUUAUUACAGUAACUUAGGAAUAUAAAUAAUCAUUUAUUGUGUGAUCUAACACAACUUCAUUCAGUGAAAAUAAGUGUUCGUGCUGCAAAAUGGGUUGGUGCUUGGUCAAUUUACUACUAUGAUAUUAUUGAGUUUGACUUUAAUAAACUCUACACUGCAUACAGAACAGUCACUGCACCGUGCUCACACACACCCACAACAAGCACACCCAUAAAUAAAUCAAUAUUUUCUUUUUACAAACAUGAAAAAAAUAUCCUGUCAAUUUGUAAAUUGUUUAUUCCAAGUUGGUGUUAAAGGGACACUAUAGUCACCUAUACAACUUUAGCUUAAUGAAGCAGUUUUGGUGUAUAGAACAUGCCCCUGCAGCCUCACUGCUCAAUCCUCUGCCAUUUAGGAGUUAAAUCCCUUUGUUUAUAAACCCUAGUCACACCUCCCUGCAUGUGACUUUCACAGCCUUCAAUAAACACUUUCUGUAAAGAGAGCCCUAUUUAGGUUUUCUUUAUUGCAAGUUCUGUUUAAUUAAGAUUUUCUUAUCCCCUGCUAUGUUAAUAGCUUGCUAGACCCUGCAAGAGUAGUGUUCCUUUAAGUGACAGUAUCUAUCAGUAAGACACUGCACUAACCAUAAUCACCAGUGUCACACUAGAAUGAAUGAAGCAGGCUAUCUACCAGUCAAAGUUUGUGUGAGUGACAAUGUGGCAGCAACUAGGUAAGUGGAUUUAUUUUUAAUUUUUUACUGAACAGCACACUUUCCAAAUAAGGAUUUUAUUUCUUCAAUCACUUAAAUACACUUUUAAAAACUGUAAAUAGGUAACCAAGAUUUACACUAGGAUCAAUGUACAAUGCCAAUCUCCUAUCACCAACUCAAAGUUGUUUUAAGUGCCACUGACUGUCACGGGUUUGGGGUGAAUGGGCUCGGUAUGCAGAGAUUUUAUACAGACCCAGUCACUGAAUUAAAAGGUUUUAUUUUGAAAACAUAUAAAUAUGAUGCAAAAGUCCCAAUGCAAGCAUAAACACUAAAUAAAGCAAUUCCUUCAUAAGAAAUAAAAGUCUUUAAGGAAAAAUAAAGUAUUUUCCCAGUGAUCCAGCACAUGGCAAAUGAAGAAACACUUGAUUGAAGCUGUAGUUGAAUUGCAGGAGAUAGAUCACAGCUGGGACAGCGUUGCUGGGGUUAACCACAGUAGAAACAGCACUGCAGGGGUUAACCAUGGUUGAAUCAGCGUUGCAGGGGUUAAUCAAGGUUUCAGGCAGUUUUCAGACAGACAAGAGUUGAUUCAGGGAAUCCACAGUCAGGAGCUGGCCCUGUACUCCAGGGGAACAACAAAACAACUGAGCACAGACCCUAGGGUGGUCUGUGCUUAAAUAGGGGAAAGGGAAUUGCAGCCCACCCAUGAGGAGGGGUCUAAGGGCCUAUGAAGGCUCCUCUGGGUAACAGAGUGUCCCCACCUCCCUAUGUGGGUGCGUGGGACGCUAUGUCAGUUUGUGCAUUUAACUUGCAAACUUCCAUGCUUGCUGAGCUGGAUUCCCCAGGGCUUUGUCACCCUAAGGAGAUCGUGGAGCAGCAUGGGGAACAAACACAUUACCCAACAUGCCCACAGGAGGAGAGGUAGGGGUAAGGGUAGACAGGGUGUGCCUUCUGGAAACAGGACAGGCAGAGCAGAGCAGGCCUCUCUGGAAACAGGACAGGCAGGGCAGAGCAGGCCUCUCUGGAAACAGGACAGGCAGUGCCGUGAGACUGAGAGACAAUUGCUAUGCUUCUAGCUAGGUUGAUAGAUACAGUAGUGCCUUAAAUCUCACACUAAUAUCAAUUACACAAUUAUAAUCUCCUAUCUUCAAUUCAAUGUUGUUUCAAGUUGCAGUAUGUAGCUAGGUAGAUACAGCAGAAAGCUAAACCUAGUCUCACACUAGAAUUAAUGACACAGACUAUCUAGCACUCCCAUAUAGGCUCAGCAACCGUAAUGCACCCAGAAUUACUUCUGGUCUGUCCCUCUCAAUAGCUGAAAGUGUCUGGAAAAAGCCUGCUUAGAAGUAUAGAUUUUUUUUUACUUCACAUUUUUUCUCUAUUGGUCAGUUGUCACUGGAUUUGUGAAAAUCAACAUUUCCCUAUCGAUCAUCUUUUUUUCUACCACUUGUUUGGACAGGAGGUAUAACCCACAUAAAUGGGCAGACCUUUUGUUCAUUAUGUCAAACUAAGCUGCUUAUUUACCCCUACCAAACCAAACAAACAAAAAAUAGACUCUUAUCCAUUCCCUCCCCUUUUUCUUGGUGCCAGGAAUGGCUCUCUGAAUCAUCAAUCGAAGUGAGUAUGUUUGGGCAUUGUGCAAUCUGUUUUUUCAGAGAUUCUGGCACUUGGCGGUUCAAAAAUUGGAAUUUCAGCCAAUUGGCCAGAAUUUGGAUGAUUUGCAGUUCAGACAGAAAUUAAUAUCAGAGUCUAGUUUGUAUUAACCACUCCAUUGAAGAAAACAGAUGUAAAUCUUUCUAUAAAUUAUGUAUAAACUAUUCUAUUACCCUUAUUGAUUUUGUAGCCAAUCAUUAUAAUGUUUUUAAUUUCUCUAAAAACUCUUUCAAAUAUUUCACUGUAAAUUUAAAGGUAUACUGUAGGUAUAUAGCCAUUUAAUCUCAAUACAUUAGUUAUACUGCCUGGAGCCUAGUGGUGCUGUCCCUCCAUUCUGGAUUAAACCAUUUUCACAGUUUAGCCCUAAAUAAGGGGCCUUGGCCACAAAAAGUCCAGCUCCCACUGGAGGUCUGACUAAGAAAGAAAUCACAUACUUCAUUCUAGACAUGCCAAUUGAUACAAGCAAUGAGCACUGUGAUAGGCUGAAGAAAGUCAACUGAUAUUCCUCAGAACCCAUUGCUGCUCAGGCUCAUGCUUGCUUAUUAGCACAGGCAGCAUAAAGUAGAUGGACUGCUGAGCACUCGCAUUUAUCAUUAAAACAUAAAACCCUUUAAGGGAACACUAUAGGGUCUGGAACACAGAUAUGUAUUCCUGACCCUAUAUUGUUUAAUCCACCAUUCAGGUGGCUUGCCUCUCCUUAGCCCCCUUAGAAAAAAAAAUUUUUUAGGUGGAGUUAUGUUUUGUAGUACUGGGAACAGGGGACAGAACGCAGUGCUUCUACCCCCCAACUGCCGUGACUUGACUGGGGUCCUGGAACCUCCCCGUCUUGGAGAAGGCUAGGGGACUUGCUCUAUCCACUCCCAGGGACUGGACAACACACAGUCCUGGGAGCUGGAGUCCUUACAAGGACUUUACCUGCUAAAUCCUCCACGCUUAAACAAGCUGGAACAGUGAUUAGCCUUUUCCCCUCCCAGUAACCAGACAACACAUAGUUCUGGGAGUACAAGUUGGAAUGCUUUAAUCAGGCCAAAGGGCCUGCUUUUAUACAUUUCAGUCACAGCAAACCCGCCCAGGGCACUCCCACAAACACACCCACAAAAUGUUCAGUGUUACCAUGACUCAGCCUUAAAACAUAAAAUAGGAAAAACACAUCAAAAUACAUAUUUCCCACAUAGGAACCCCGACAGUAUAUAUUUCCCCGGAUAGCCUGGAUCUGAGCGCCCAACCUAUCCGAAAAGUGCUCAGAUCCCACGAACACAGAUUUAACAUCCCCGGGGUAAAGUUCUGACCGGUUGCACACAUGGUCCUAUGCCCAAAACAGUUCCAGGGCAUUUGGUGCUUUUGCAAAUUUGGGAGUUCCAUGCAAAAGAAAUACCGAAUGCACACUCUGGCUUUUUGGUAGCGUUUGUUCGUUGGGUUUAUACAAACGGCGCUCUCCUGAUAUCUGUGGGGAAGAAGCAGGCGUUUGUCAAAGUUCAGCAGUGUUCUGGAAUUUCAGUGUCCGAGUUCCAUGCAAUCGACUCCUAAACACCGCUGCCUGCAUUCUCUUUUCUACACAUCCCUCUCAAUAAAAGUGAUAUCCUGCUCAGAGCGACUUACCUUUCAUAGUUUGCUUUAUUUGCAAAGACUGUCACAUGACAUUAUUUUUCUAUUUAACCCCUUCAGGACGGAGUCAAUAGUACACGUUCUGAUCAAAACAAAACCUGGAAUUUGCGCUAUAUGUCUGUUCAACUGUAAUUCACCUUAUUUUAAAUGCACCCACACUUAUUACAUAUCAUUUUGUUCAGGAGAAACUGGGCUUUAAUUUCUCAUGAACUAAUCAUAUUUGAAACAUAAUUUAUUAUGAAUAAAAUUUAAAAAACUGUGAGAAAUUAAGAUUUAAAAAAAAAAAAAUUGUAGACAUUUUAGCUGUAAAUGUCAUAAUACCGUUAGCUUUAACUGCAAGAAAACACAUAUUUGGAUUCAGCAGUCUCAAGAGUACAACAGUACCCCCCAUUAACAGUUUUUAUGGUGUUUUGGAAAGUUAAAGGGUCAAAUAUAGCACAUUCCAUUUUUCAGUUUUUUCAAAUUGAAAUUCGCCAGGUUUGUUAUGUUGCAUUUAAGACCGUGUGGUAGCCCAGGAAUGAGAUUUACCCCCAUGAUGGCAUACCAUUUGCUAAAGUAGACAACCCAAGGUAUUGCAAGUGGGGUAUGUCCAGUCUUUUAUAGUAGCCACUUAGUCAUGCUGGCCAAAGUAAGCAUUCAUAUUUGUUUUUGUGGGAAAAAAGCAAAAAAACUAAUAUUUAGCCAGUGUUUGUGACUAAGUGGCUACUAAAAAUGACUGGACAUACCCCAUUUGCAAUACCUUGGGUUGUCUACUUUUUCAAAUGGUAUGCCAUCAUGGGGGUAAUUCUCAUUCCUGGGCUACCAUAAGGUCUCAAAUGCAACGUAACCAAUCUGGCAAAUUUCAAUGUGAAAAAAAUGAAAUGCAAGCCUUAUAUUUGACUCUCUAACUUUCCAAAACACCAUAAAACCUGUACAUAGGGGGUACUGUUAUACUUGGGAGACUUCACUGAACACAAACAUAAGUGUUUCAAAACAGUAAAACAUAUUACAACAGUAAUAUCGUCAGUAAAAGUGCCGUUUGUGUGUGAAAAAUGCAAAAAAAGUCACUUUUACUAAAUAUAUCAUCGUUGUAAUUCAAUUUAUCAUUUUGAAACACUAAUAUUUGUGUUCAGCGAAGUCUCCUGAGUAAAACAGUACCCCCAUGUAAAGGUUUUAUGGUGUCUUGGAAAGUUACAGGGUUAAAUAUAGCGCGUGCGAAUUUAAUUCUCUGCACUUGCUGCCUGGGUUGUCAGACACGUCAGUCAUUAAUUAAACCACAUAAUUAUGUUAAAAUAUUACUUAAGCAUUCACGUAGAAUUUUUAUAUAUAUAUGCAUAUAUAUGUAUUUAAAUUCUACGUGUAUACUUAUGUAGUUAUUCAUGUAAUUAUAUAUAUUUAUCUAUAUAUAAAUAUUUGCAGUUAUUUGUAUUUUAUAUAUAGAUAGAUAUACAUAGAAUAUCAUUCUAAGUGUUUUUUUGUUACCAAUAUAUAUGUAUUAAUAACAAAAUACAGUUAGAAUGAGAUUACAUAUGUAUAUAUAAUUUAUUUAAAUUUAAAAAAUAUAUAUUUUAUUUAUUUUAUUAUUUUAUCUAUUUACUAUUGUAAUUAUACGUAUAUAUAAACAUAAUAUAUAUAUAUAUAUAUAUAUAUAUGUAUUAUAUAUAAAAUAUAUAUCUUAUAUAUAUUUAACGUCAUUCUAAGUGUAUUUUAAGAUUAAUAUAUGUACUUAUAUUAACAUUAAAGGACCACUCUAGGCACCCAGACCACUUCAGCUUAAUGAAGUGGUCUGGGUGCCUGGUCCUUCUAGGGUUAACCCAUUUUUUCAUAAACAUAGCAGUUUCAGAGAAACUGCUAUGUUUAUGAAUGGGUUAAGCCUUCCCCUAUUUCCUCUAGUGGCUGUCUCAUUGACAGCCACUAGAGGCGCUUGCGUGCUUCUCACUGUGAUUUUCACAGUGAGCACGCCGUCCAUAGGAAAGCAUUGAGAAUGCUUUCCUAUGUGACCGGCUGAAUGCGCGCGCAGCUCUUGCCGCGUGCGCAUUCAGCCGGGUGGAUCGGAGGAGAGGAGGAGAGCUCCCCCCAGCGCUGGAAAAAGGUAAGUUUUACCCCUUUUCCCCUUUCCAGAGCCAGGCGGGAGGGGGUCCCUGAGGGUGGGGGCACCCUCAGGGCACUAUAGUGCCAGGAAAACGAGUAUGUUUUCCUGGCACUAUAGUGGUCCUUUAAAAUACAUUACGUUAAAAUACUUUACGUAUCACGUUACAUAUAUAUAAGAUGUAUAUAUAUCAGAUAUAUAAUACAUAUAUUAUAUAUAUAUAUAUAUAUAUAUAUAUAUAUACACAUACCAAAAAGUAAAAGUCUCUGGGGUGGUCUUCCUUGGAGUUCCGAACUCCAAGGAAGACCACCCCAGAGACUUUUACUUUUUGGUAUCUGUAUAUACAGUUUUACUUUGCUUAAUUGUUUUUUUUUUUUUUAAUAAAUUGUUACUUUUACCUUAUACAUCUGGUAGUGGAUCUUCAACUGCUUCCUGCAUUUUCUAAAGAAGGGUAGUGCCUCCCUUAAAGGCACCACACGCUUAUACAUAGAGCCUAGUACAAUUGGCUCUAUUCCAGGUGAGCACAUUCAUGCACUGUUAUAUGUGACCACUUGUUUAUUUUAAACAUACUUGCACUAGGAUUUUUGUCCUUUUUUAUCCACAUAUGUUGUGAGCUGUAUAUCUGGAGAAGGUCUGGUAUUACCAAACAUACCUCAGCUGUUGUGAUUUGAGCCAAUCUCCAGGCUCUUUACCAUGUGAGUUGGACAUACAUCUUCUUCCACUCCAUUCACACCUUACAAGCAUACUGCACCAUGAUGUGUAUUUUCUUGUUGUAGAUUUUAUUAUGCUGUCUGCCCCUUAAAGUGAUAUAUACGUUAUUCCAAUAGGGGUAAGAAUUUGAUAUUUAGCGCUCCACUGAGUGAUCUUUUGGUGGUAGUACGAUCCACUAAGUUCACUUUUUUCUUUCACAUUGUGUUUGUGUAGGAUUGGGAUACCUGCAUGCGUGUUUGAGCUGCUGUUCUAUUUAUAUAUUAUUGUUAAGCGCCUAAUUGCACAGAGCACCUUUUUCAUAUAUAUACACACAUUUAUUUUAUUUUAAAACAUGUUUAAUUUUUUUUUUUUACUUUCCCACCAGCAGGGGGACUGUCUGACAUUUCAAACAGUCCCCCUGCUGGCAGAUUCACAGCCAGCUAUAGGGGGCCAUGUGAUCGCUCUUUGAGAGCGAUCACAUGGCCCCCCGGGGGCCUCAUUUGCCAGGGGAGGGCUGUCUGGGCUGUCAGGCAGUCCUCCCGAAGAGGAUCACGGCAGAGGUAAGUCCACCGGAGCUCCUGGGGCUGAAAGCUGUUACGGCGUUCUAUGCCACCGCAACGGCUUUAAAGCCCAUUUAAUGCGAGGCGGCAUAGAAAGUCGUAACGGACCACUCUACACCCCAAAUCCUCUUCAGUUUGCUGAACUCCUUUAUUGGUAAGGAGUAUCCUAGUUUAACCCCAGUUUAUAAAAGCGAUGAGAAAUCAGCACUUUUAUAAAUUAACCAGGGAUCCAAUCAAUCAGUCAGGGAGGAUUUCUUCCUACUUCCACUAGCUCCCCUGAGCAAACAGAAGUGGCAGGAACGCUCUACUUGAAGGUGCCUACCUCACAUACCUCAGAUCAGCACUUCGGCUCCAGACGAACCGGUGCGCUUCCAAGCAACGUUGUGCACGUGGGGACCAAUUUCUUAUUGGUUAUUUCCCUGUGAAGAGCCUGGAAGUCCCUUUUGGGAAAAAAGGUGAGGGCCUAUAAAUGCUGCAGUCAAAGGAACUGCAGCUUUUGUAAGCUCUUUUGAACUAUGCUCCCAAUGAAUACAUACAUACUAUGCAUACAUGUAUUAUUUGAGGGAAUAUCUACUAAAUUGUGUGGGUUUUUUUUAGGUUUUUUUUUUUUUUUUUAAAGGACCAAACUUCUGGAAUAAAAGGGAAUCAUGACAUGUCAUAUGUCACACAUGUCAUGUGUCCUUAAGGGGUUAAAGAGAAAUGGACUCAGGACCAAAUAUUUUCAGGUUUAUUUACUAAAGUUAGAAUUCAAAGUCAAAUAAAAGUGAACUGCAAAUUUAAGGUCAAAACAGAGAAUCUGAAAAAUUUGCUUUGUGCUUUGACUUUGGCUACUCUUAUUCACUUUGAAUACACUUCGAAUUAUCACUUUAGUAAAUAAAGCUGUAAGACACAAAAAUAUUCAUAAUGAAAAUUGUGUAGCUGCUUAAAACAUUUUUCCAUAAAAAAAAAAAAAAGAACUACAUUUGUUGUCUUAUAUUAAGCUUAAACAAGGACUCUAUAUUUUAUCCACCCUGGGCUUCCACUGCCACAGUGAAGGCACAACUUGCUGCUUCCUGUAAAUAGGAAUAAGAGCCAUUGCGGCAUUCAAUGUCUAGCAAAACCCUUCUUGAAUCUUGAGUUCCACAUGUAACCUUUUCCAACACAGGUCUAUUAAAAGGCAGCUCCACCAUAUAUGUAUCAGUGAAUCCAACAUCUCCACAGUGCCACCAGCAAGCAUCAGGGAUAAUCGGGAUGGACAUAUGAAUCCACACUGGGGUUCAAUACAAUCGGGAGAUAAGCUUAAACCUUUUUUACAGUUUUUUUGAGAACUUUUUUAAAUGGUUAAUCAAGUUGUAUAAAAAAAAAUAAAAAAAAACAGACCAGCAGACAAAGACAUGUCAUAAAUAUAUUUUAAUUGAUGUUAAAAUUACAGAUUAAUCUGUUUUUACAACUUUGACUUCAUGUUCUUCAAAUUUCUCUCUGUCUUUUGUUUUGAUGAGUGAAAACGUUGAACUUGAUAAAAUUCUCUGCUUCAAAAAUAAAUACUUGCUCCUACGUAUGACGUUACCAUGAUUUUGAAAGGUACACAAAUAUGCAUGUUUUGUGUUUGUUCUCUUAUAAUGAUAAUUUACUAUGUUGAUUUUAGUCUUAUGUACUUAACAAAUCACUUACUCAGCAAAUUUGUGUUUUUUUUCGGGGUCAGCACUGAAUGGUAUCCUUUCCGGAACUAUUGUAUCUUUGUUGGCAACUUCCUUGUCUCAUUGAUUUUUUUUUCUUCCUGUCUCCCUCCUUCCCAGUAAUGUCUUGAAAGUGAAGCUUCCAGGAAUUGUUAUUUUCAGAUGAUCUUUUUUACUCUUGCCCCUGACCUAUUAGAAAGUUAGUUAUGUUGAAUCACUUUCCAUACUCAACUCAACACACAAUUUCUGCUCUCAGAUUAAUAUAUUUGGGGUCCAUUUUAUUACAGAUUAAUAACAGAUUACAAAAUCGGUGAAAAUAGAUUUUAUCUCUUUAAGCACUAUUUUCCCUGAGAAUCUCCAGCUAAUUAAUAGUUAUAAGGCAGACUUCAACGUAAAAAAAAGUUGCCUGGAUCGGAGAUAACAUUUUCUAUGUGAAAUAGCUAUUUUUGCAUAGAAAAUAAAAUUUUACACAGAAUAAUGGGAAUCACCAUUAAACAAGUUAAAACCAUAAUACUAGAUAUAUAGUUUAUGAAAAAGUGCUGGUUUAUUAAUUCCAAAAACAGAAACCUGACUUACUGUAAAUUCAUAUUUAUUUAUUUUUAGUAAUAGGGGUAGUAAACAUGUGUAUUUGUUCUACCAGGGAAUGGGUUAGACAAAAAUGUCAAUAUUUUUUUCCCAUCUCCUGCAUUCACUAUAUAACCUUAUUAGGUCCCUAGGAGCUCUCUUUCCCCAAACAUAUAACAUAUAUAAUAUACCAAAAUACAUGGGAUACAUCUAGAAUGAUUGCAUAUUAAAGGGUGGGUCAGGUCUUCUCUGGAACAACUUCUUACAGCACUUUUUAUGUCAAAACAAAUGCUCCAAUGAGGCCAAGUGUUUUGCCUAUAGUGUUUUGAACAGGAUGCAUGAAGGACAGUUUGCUUCCCUGCAGAUAUCAGGAUAUGCAAAUGCUUUUUACUUACCUGGAGGUAUUUGUGGAAGAGUCUCCAGGGUCAUUCCUUCACACUCUAGGGCAGAGCCCAGGCUUUAGUGAUUGUGCUCCACUUUUUUUAAUAAAUUAUUUCUCUGUGUUCUUGAUAUGUAAAGUGUGCAUUUUUUGUUUUAUUGAGACUAUAACUAAGGUUCAAAAUACAAAGUAUAUUUACAGUUUCAUGUGUGCUCUUAUUAUUAAUGUAUCAGUUUCUCUUGCUUGCAUUGCAAUGAUAAUGUCAGACAUCCCUCCAAUUUUCCCUCAUCUCAUGCCACCAUCGCUAUUCUUCCAUAUUCCCACAUUUCAUUUUAUAAUAGCCAGCUAGUCAUCCUCAUUGUUACAUCACAUGCCUGCAUAACCAGUCCUUCCCAUUCUCAUGCCACCAUUACCAGCCAACCCACCCCUUGCUAUCAUUGCCAGCCACCCGUCCUCAUUCCCACAUAUCAUACCACCAUAACGUGUCCUCCCCAUUCCCAUGUCUCUGUUGUUAGCCAUCCUCCUGUAUGCCAAUAUUACUAAGCCGACACAUUACAAUGGCACCUUCCUAUCCCAGUCUACCCCAUUUUCACAUCUAGUGCCAACCAGAUCUCCCCAUGCAGUCACUACAUGCAAGCCCUUCUAUACAAAUGUUACCAUUCAAAUGCCACCUUAGCCAGUCAGCCCUCCACAUGCGAUCAUAGUGAACUAGACUCCACAAUUUACUUGUCUUAUGCCACCAUUCCAGAUGUCCCUUGGUUUGAAGCAUACUCUAAUGUCUGGCAUGUGAAAAAUAAAAUAUAUUCUUCAGAAAUGCAAUCAAUUUACCGUCUUCCUGGGAGGCAGAAACAGAGCUAAGGAUUUUAGCAGAGGCAUACAGAAGGGGCUUCAACCGUAAAGGAAACCUUUUUUAAAAACAUUCAACAAUUUAGCAGAUAUACCACCAACAUAUAUCUAAUUUUUAUUGAAUAGGCAAGAGUUGAAUGUACCAAUAAAGAUAAAACAAAACUUUUAUUAGUAAUUAGAGUAAAAUGAUAGAAAAGAGAAUAUUCAAAUACUGUGCGGUAAGGUCUCCUUAUAUACAAUUAUACAGAAUUAGGUCUGGGUUGUUAGGUAUAUUCCAAAGUAAUGCGCAAUUAUACUCUUAAGCAUUUAGAUCUGUAUUCGUGCAGUAAGGUCUUCUUAUAAAGUCUCCUUAUUUGCAAUAGCACAGAAUUAUAUCAAGAUUAUUAGGUAAUGUUUUGUAUCAGUAUGCCAUUAAUGAUAGUGGACAGAAAAAACUGGCCUGGUAGAGUGGAAAAAAAGGAUUGAGCAGAGACAAUGUACUAGGGUUGCUACCCGUGGAACAGGUUACUAAUUCACAACAAAUCUCAACUAGUAUAAAUUCAGCCCCCAUGUUGGCUAAGAUAUCGUAAUGAAAAAUAAGAAUACUAAAUCCUAAACGUGCCAGGAGAUGAGUACUGAAAUACAACAGAUAAUCGAUAAUAUUGAAAUAAUUGCUAAAGUAGAUAAAGUAGAUAUAACCGUGACGCACAGUAUUGCAAAAAUAUAGAAACAAUCUUAUUAAUAUUUCUGCAUCGAUGCAAACACCACACAAAUACAGAUUUAAUUAUAUACAAGCAUAAUUGUGACACUAUUACCUAGGCAACAAAUUGCAUAUGAUUACGAUUGUCGUAUUACUAUGUGGGAAACACUACUAAUAGUAUACCAAUACAUGUGUGUAUAGACUUGUAUUUAAAUUUCGUUUUUUAACUUCACCUUGAGCACUAAAAUAUCACUUAAAUGAAUAUUUUCUCUCCGUUCAUUUUACUCUAAUUAUGUGGCUUUCCAAUCACAGACUUCCCAAUGCAGCUUGCAGAAACUGUAAAUCUUAAAAACCCUACUUUCUAACCCUGCCCUGACUUCCCAAUGCAGCGCAAUAAAAUAGGCAGAUACUCUAAACUAUUGCUGCCUCUCAAGUUUAGCUCUAGUGAGCAAAUAAAGACAACCAGGAAGUAACAGGACCUGUUAUCUGAUUGACAGCCAAAAUAGUGUAACUAGAUUAAUUUAAAACAGUGUCAGUUUCUAUUAAAAUCAGCACUUUUUGUAAAGUGAAAAAAGAGGACACACUCAACACUCAUAAAAACCAUGUUCCUUUUGGUGUUGCCUUUUGGUAUUCCUAACUCUUCUGGUUGGGACAGCUUGGUUCCAUUUAUUACAACUGAUAGAAGGAAAAAUAACCUGAUACCUGGGGUAUAAAAAUAAAAUAAAUAGCUCCUUAGUUGACAGAACCAUUUUCUGCUCCUGCCUACUUAAGUGGUCUUACUCAGUUACAAAUUUUUUUCAAAAUAAUCUACGUAAUGAAUAAUUCCAUUAAAUAUAUAUUUUUAAAGGAAACAGAAUAGUCUAUCUUAUGUCUACACAUCUAAACAAUCUUAUUUUUUAUUAGUUUUGUCUGAAAGAGAGAAUGUUGGAUGGUUAACUCAUCCACUUCGUUAUUAGAUCUACUGGGAGGAUGUUCCAUGCAUCUACAACUGUUUAUGAAAAAAAGUAUUUGUUGCUGUUACCUUUAUUUCUUUAAAGCUUCAUGGGUAGUUACCUAAUGUAUGUCAAAAAUAGUAUUCUCUGCUCUAGUACUUUGAUAAAUCUUUGAGUUUUUGUUAAAGGACCACUCUAGGCACCCAGACCACUUCAGCUUAAUGAAGUGGUCUGGGUGCCAGGUCCUUCUAGGGUUAACCCAUUUUUUCAUAAACAUAGCAGUUUCAGAGAAACUGCUAUAUUUAUGAAUGGGUUAAGCCUUCCCCUAUUUCCUCUAGUGGCUGUCUCAUUGACAGCUACUAGAGGCGCUUGCGUGCUUCUCACUGUGAUUUUCACAGUGAGAGCACGCAAGCGUCCAUAGGAAAGCAUUAUGAAUGCUUUCCUAUGUGACCGGCUGAAUGCGCGCGCAGCUCUUGCCGCGCGUGCGCAUUCAGCCCAGGAGGAGGAACGGAGGAGGAGAGAAGGAGGAGAGCUCUCCGCCCAGCGCUUGAAAAAGGUAAGUUUUUCCCCCUUUCCCCCUUCCAGAGCCAGGCGGGAGGGGGUCCCUGAGGAUGGGGGCACCCUCAGGGCACUAUAGUGCCAGGAAAACGAGUAUGUUUUCCUGGCACUAUAGUGGUCCUUUAAUGUUUCCAAACAUUCCUUCAUUGUCUUCCUCUUGCACAUUUUUGAGGAAGAUUUAUAUUUUGAGCCAAACCCAAACUUAAAUAACUUUUGAACAUUAACAUGAUCUUCUCUCCAACAAAGGAAUUCGCCUGCUGAUUUUAUUCAGAGGCAGCGCAGCUGCAACAGAUCCUGCCGAGACACGGCAUGUAUAGAAUAACACCAUACCAUAUUGCAUUGUAAUAACUGUCAGCAUGAUCAGAUAAUGAGUUCAUAGUGCAGCAUUUUUAUGAUCGGAUUCAUUCUUCAUUUUUAGAAUGCAUAAUUAUAAUAUUCUUUCUUUGAUGACAAAGACAUUAAAGCUAUAGGUCCAUAUUUACAAUUUACCCACUGUACCUUCUAGGACAGGUGUAGGCAACAUUUGGCACUUCAGAUGUUAUGGACUACAUCUCCCAUAAUGCUCUCACAACCAUAAUGCUAGCAACGUAUCAAGGGAGAUAUAGUCCCACAACAUCUGAACCACCGAAGGUCGUCUAUCCAUAUUCUGGAAAGAUGUCACUCUGGGUCUUUUUUAUGUCAUUCUAAUCUAUUACAUGAGUGUAAUUUUAUUAUUAUUAUGUUAUUAUUUAUACAGCGACAACAAAUUCCGCAGCGCUUUACAGUGGGUGGACAAACAGACAUGUAGUUGUAACCAGACAAGCUGGACACACAGGAACAGAGGGGUUGAGGGCCCUGCUCAAUGAGCUUACAUGCUAGAGGGAGUGGGGUAAAAUGACACAAAAAGGUAAGGAUAGUAUUAGACUAGUGACAGAAGAGGAAUCAGUCAGGUGCUAUUAACAGUUUAAUUGAUACGCUUUUAUGAAGAAGUGGGUUUUUAAUGAUUUUUUUUGUAGGAGUGGAGACUGGGUGAGCAUCUAAUGGAGGAGGGACGUGAGUUCCACAGGAACAGUGCAGUCUUGAAGGCGAGCAUCAGAGGUGGGAGUCUUCAGCAGAGAGUAAGGGCCUAGACGGGACAUACUUGUGUAUGAGGGAGGAUAGAUAGGUGGGAGCAGCAUUAUAUAGAGAUUUGAAAGCAAGAAUCAGAAUUUUAAAUUGAGCCCUAUAUAUGUUACAGGAAGCCAAUGCAGGGACUGACAGAUGGGUGAGGCAUGGGAGGUGCGGGCGGACAGGAAGAUGAGCCUCGCUGCCGCAUUCAUUAUGGACUGUAGCGGCGCAAGUUGGGAGCAUGUGAGACCACUGAGAAGCGGAUUACAGUAGUCAAGGAGAGAAAGGACAGUGGAAUGGACCAACACCUUAGUCGCAUCUGGCGUUAAGUAGGGGCAGAUGCGCACAUUGUUUUUGAGACGGAAAUGACAGGAUUUGGUGAUAGAUUGAACAUGAGGCUUGAAGGAGAGGUCGGAGUCAAAGAGAACACCUAGGCAGCGAGCCUGCGUGGUGGAGCUGAUGGUCGCACCGUUGACUUGGAGGGAGAUACCGUAUUUUCCGGUGUAUAAGACGACUUUUUACCCCUGGAAAAUCUUUUCCAAAGUGGGGGGUCGUCUUAUAGGCCGGGUAUGCUAAUGCUGCAGCUGCCUGAGCACUCUAUAGAGAGCGCUCAGACGGCUGCCGCACUGCCUCUCUUACCUCCUCUUCCCUGUGCAGAGUGGGUGGCCGAGCUCCUCUUCGUCCUGUCAGUGCGGCCGGGUACCGCGCGGUACAGGAGAUUCAGUUACCUGUUCCCGGCCGGACUGAAAGGAAGUGCACACUGAGUCGACUGACAGGACGAAGAGGAGCUCGGCCAGCCACUCUGCACAGGGAAGGGGAGGUGAGAAGGAGGGAGGGGGGAGUAAAAAGAAUGGAGGGUGGGGGUGGGGAGGAGGAAAAAAAUGGAGGUGGGGGGGUAAAAGAAUGGAGGGUGGGGGAGUAAAACGAAUGGAGGGUGAGGGUGGGGGUAGUAAAAAAAAUGGAGGGUGGGGGAAAAAAGAAUGGAGGGUGGGGUGGGGGAGUAAAAAUGGAGGUGGGAGGGACUAAAAGAAUGGAGGGGGGGUGGGGGGAGUAAAAAAUGGGGGAUUAAAAAAAAUGGAGGGGGGAUAAAAAAAGAAUGGAGGGGGGAUUAAAAAGAAUGGAGGGGGAUUAAAAAAGAAUGGAGGGGGGAUUAAAAAAGAAUGGAGGGGGGGAUUAAAAAAGAAUGGAGGGGGGAUUAAAAAGAAUGGAGGGGCUUUAAAUGCUAUUUCAGAUUAUCAUUAUUUAAAGGACCACUCUAGGCACCCAGACCACUUCAGCUUAAUGAAGUGGUCUGGGUGCCAGGUCCAGCUAGGAUUAACCCAUUUCAGAGAAACUGCUAUGUUUACAAAUGGGUUAAUCCUUCCUCCAAUUCCUCUAGUGGCUGUCUCAUUGACAGCCGCUAGAGGCGCUUGCGUGAUUCUCACUGUGAAAAUCACAGUGAGAGCACGCCAGCGUCCAUAGGAAAGCAUUAUAAAUGCUUUCCUAUGCGACCGGCUGAAUGUGCGAGCAGCUCUUGCCGCGCAUGCGCAUUCAGCUGAAUGGGAGGAACGGAAGAGGAUCGGAGGAGGAAAGCUCCCUGCCCAGCACUUGAAAAAGGUAAGUUUUUACCCCUUUCCUCUCCCCAGAGCCGGGCGUUAGGGGGACCCUGAGGGUGGGGGCACCCUCAGGGCACUAAAGUGCCAGGAAAACGAGUAUGUUUUCCUGGCACUAUAGUGGUCCUUUAAUGUUUUGCUGUGAAGCUCUGUCUGCUCACUGUACAUCAUUGCUAUUUUUCAUUUGGUGUGCAUUGGAAGAGGGGUAGUCUUAUACAGCGAGUAUAUCCCAAACUCUAUAUUUUAACUGGAAAAGUUGGGGGUCGUCUUAUACGCCGUAAAAUACAGUAGACACAGGAGUAACAACACUUGAGGGAGGAAAGACCAGAAUUUCACAGACACUGUUGCUGUUUCUUUUUUUCCCCUAUGUAGUUAUUUAUUACUUGUGGUCGUUUUCUUGGUGGUUUUUGCCUUGAAAAGUGAAGAAGGUGUCUAAGGUGUGGAACACUUUCUCCUGUAUUCCCCUGUGAGUGCAUUAUAGGGUUCAGUUUGCCGAAAAGAAAAAAAAAAUUGCUGCCCUCAGAGUUUGAUGUGCUUUUUAUUUUAGUGCAUGUUUAUAUUGUAUAUAAAGCUAUAGUAUUUUCAGGAAUUUGGAGGAGUCUUCCUUGCAAAAGCCUACGCUUUAUAAACAUCCUGGGGUUUGUUUAUUAAACAUUAUUAUUAUUAUUAUUAUUAUUAUAAGUUGUGCUGAAAUGAAAAAUGUAUUCUAAAACGUAUUGGCCAAAGUAGCCAUAUUGAAGAAGUUCUUGUUUUUAAUUAGUUUUUCCAACUUGGAUAACAAGACUUUACAUUUUAAAUGUUGUAUUCAUUUUAUCACAAUUAACUUAUUUAGUGAAUUUUAUUUCCAGUCUCCUGGGAUAAAACACAAUUUAAAAAUAGAUGAAUUAAUAUCGAUAUAUAUGUUUCAUCAAAUUUUAUUUCUGUAGUAUAGUUGUUAUCAAAUCUCUAAUGUAUUGUGCAUUGUAGAAAAUAUGGCAUCUUUUACAAAACAUUUUAACCCUGCCUGUUAAUUAAUAAAAACUUUUUAAAAAAAGACUAUUCAGAUGCACAGAUUUAAGAAAAAAAUAGAAAUUUUCAGUCCAUAAAAAUUAAGCAAUUGUUUAAUGUUCCUUUAUCCCAGUACGUGAUUUCAGUCUCUAAAGAGCUUAUUUAUAUCCAGAUUGUAUUUAGCUGUAUUUCAUGAUAUCUCCACUGGACAAAGAGUCAGAUUCAGUAAGUCGCUCGGAGAAUCUUAGAGUGUGCUUGUGUUUGCAGAGAGGAUAUCCUGACCAGCAUAGCAGAAGCAAUGUUUGCGUAUCAGGAAUCAUUUCCUGAAGAGAAGGGUUACUAACAAGUGUAAAAUAAGCCAUCUCAUUUGGAGUAGAGGAGGUUUGCAGAUCACCAGGGAUACCUGGAUAGUCUUCUGUUUUAUCAGCAGGUAAGACCUAACUUAGAACCUACACUAACUCUAUAAUCUACUAUAGACAGCACUGCAAAUUGUUCAGGUAGAGUGCAUGUACUCCUGUACACACUGUUUUACUACGUCAGUCUGAUGAAAUAAUCUGUUUUACAGUGUGUCGGGCAGUUAACAAUGCUGCUAUUAUAUAUACAGACCUCUGUGCAGUCAGACUAAAGUAGAACCUUAGUUAACUUGUUUUCGGUUCUUUGUUUCCCAGUGUGAAAGAGUCAACACUGAUGAUAUUUAAUUGACGAUAAACAUGUUUAACCCUGGUGGAAAUGCAGUGUGUUGUUAGGAAGUAGGACUCAUAAAGACAGGACAUCGGGAAAUAUCAGUGUGUCUAAUAGAAAUCCAGGACUGGGUCCUUUGUUCCAUCAUUACCAUAAAGAAUAAAUGACCCAGUCCCAGUAAAAAAAUAAAUAAAUAUUUUCUUCAAACCAUGUGUAGUUUUUAUGUUUUUGUUAAAUUAGUAGAUACAAUUUUACAUAUGAUGAUCUGAAUAUGAAAGGGGAAUUUAGAACACAUUGCUAGUUAUAACUGAUGCCUUAGAUAAUUUUGAUUCCCCAAUAAUUAUCGUUUGAUUCUCAUGCUUUGGGUUGGCUAAGCAUUAAGUAGACAUUGUUAACACAAAGGAUAAAAAUCAAACUAUUGUUUAUUGCGCAUGCUUUGUCGCACCUGUUGGCACAAGCUUUUCACAUGCAGGCAUAUUCUUUGCCUUUAAAAUAACUGUAUCACAGCGGAGAGACCAAAUACCUAACUGCUGUGGUUAUUAUAUCUGUCUGAUGUAACAUACAGCAUGUUUUAGACAGUAUAUGUCACUAUACCUGGACCUUUUAUUGUCAGGUGUUAUAGUUCUGGGAUAGGCAACCUUUGGCAAGCCAGGUAUUGUGGACUACAUCUCCCAUAAUGCUUGUACAACCAUAAUGCUGGCAAAGUAUCAUGGAAGAUAUAGUCCACAGCAGGUGGAGUGAUGAAGGUUGCCUGCCCCUGAUUUAACAGCUGUGUAGUCCAUAGUGAAUGUCUGAAUUUAGGACUGUGUCGGUACCAUAAUAUGGAUGAAUUCUUUUAGUUUCUGAAUAGACAUGUUUUUGUGGGGAAAAAAAACAAAACACAUUUUCUGCCUUUAAAAAAAGAUCAUAUUAUUCCUCAAGCCAAUCAGAUAUAAAUUAUCUGCAUUUUUUAUUCUAUAAAAACAGAUUUUUUCAUAUUAAAUGUAUAUUUGGUACAUAUCGGCUUAAUAAUUGAAUAUUAGUCAUGAAGGAGACUUUCCUUGCUGCAGAUAACAUAAAAAAUACAAAAGAAUAAUUUAAAUUUAGAGUAUUUAAAAAAAUAAUAUAUAUAUAUAUAUGUAUAUAUAAUUAUAUAUAUAUAUAUAUAUAGAUAUAGAUAUAUAUAUGUAAACUUUUUUAUAAAUAUAAAUAUAUAUAGAUAUAUUUAUAAAUAAACUUUUUUCUAAAUAUAUAUAUAUAUUUAUUUAUUUAUAAAAAAAAAGUUUACGAGGAAGGAUAUAGUGAGAUUUAUCUUGUUUUCAAGUAUGCCAAAAUACAGAAAGAAUAUUAAUACACAAUAUAUACAAAAUUUUUAUGUUUACCGAUGUGUUUCUUCACAAUGUUUUCUCACAAAAAAAAAAAAAAAUGUGCUGGUACUCACCAAUAAUUGUUAUAACUGAGCUUGUGGACGCUAUUGUGGUCAGUCAAGCAUGUACAGUGAAUUUUGAGCACAACAAAAUAAAGAAUUUAAAAAAUAUAUAUAUAUAUACAAAAUUUAACAUAGAACAGGUAAGAAGUAUAUAAUCAACCAUGACAGGUGCAUUCUGUUUUGAAAUAUGUAGAGAGUAUUCUCUCAAAGGAUUUCAGGCUGGAGGAAGAUUUGAAAGUGUGUGGGAGGUCGUUCCAUAAUUCCAUAAAACUGAAUGUCCAUUUGAGAUGUCCAGCUGUAUUUUUACAGGGCUUUAUAUGUGUAUAACAAGACUUUAUUCAUAGUUGCCAACAGUCCCGAAUCUGGAGGGACAUUCCCAAAUUCCAUCUCUGUACAACCAUGACUUUUUCUGUGGUUAAACGAAACAUGAAUCCCAUCUCUUCAGGAAAGCUUAUGGCCUCCCAGAGUAAUCUCUACCUUACAUACCUGUCUCCUGCUCUCUCCUAUGGGACAGUGCUUUGCUCUCUCCUCCAGCUCUGCUUCACUCCUACUUGAUAUUCCAUGUCCUAAUGUUUCGAAUUCCCUACCUCCUAUAGUCUGUAAGCUCGUUUGAGCAGGGUCCUCUUCAACCUAUUGUUCCUGUAAGUUUUCUUGUAAUUGUCCUAUUUAUUGUUACAUCCCCCCUCUCAAAAUAUUGUAAAGCGCUACGGAAUCUGUUGGCGCUAUAUAAAUGGCAAUAAUAAUAAUUAUAAAAUACGCUUGUGGUACAGCAGGCUUUAUCAUCAAAUCUGGAGCACAUUUCUAUCAUAUGGUUUGGGCAGUCCUGCCUUGGUCUAUAUUUGUGCCAGUCAUGGAUAAAUUGACACACCAUUGUGCUACCCCUACCAACCUCUCUCCCAUCAAUGCUUAAUGCCUAACAAUGUUAUUUGAUCCAUGCAUAGUUUCAUUCAUGAAAAACAUGAAUUAAACUGCACCGCAACCUAACAGUAGGCACCAUGCAACUGCUAUAAGCUUCACUCACAUUUGAUGAAUAAAUCUAUUCGCAGCAGAGCAUGCUAUGCAUUCUUGCUUAUAAACAGCUAUAAGGUCCACCAUUCACCCACUAUACAUUCACACAUUAUCUAUUACAGUCAAGUUAAAGAAUAUCUUCUUCACGUGGCUUAAACAGUGGUGAAGGGCACAGUAUUUGCAAAUUCCUGCAGCUAAACUGAAUAGGAUGUCAGAAGAAAGGAACAGGGAGUUCUUUAGAUCAUAACCUGUUGAAGAAGAAUGUGGUUAAGGAGAAUAGGUAAAUAGGAUGUGGAUUUCAGGGAGUUAAUUUAGGUUACCCUGAGAGUCACUUUUAAUAAGUGUUCACGUACAGUAAAGUCAUAAACAACAUAUUUAACCUAUUUAGGGCAGAUAAGUUAAAUAAUUGUAUCAAGAAACUGAUUUCUGCAAUGUUAGGUAAAUAAUAUGCCUUAACAGAUCUUAAACAUGUCAAAAAAUAGGUUUGUUUUUAUGAAUUAUUUAAAUUAAGGACACUGGCUUUUGGCAUUAAAUAAUAAGAACAGAAAUUGAACCAUAGCAUUGAUAAUAGCAUAUUUAUAUAUGGGCAUCAGCUCACAGAUGGCUUAGUAUAGUGAAAAGGGGGGGGGCGUGUCCUGACAAUACAUGUGAACGGUCGCAUAUCUCUUGUGCUCCCGACAUCUCGAUAAAAAAGAGCCGACCUUAACCCAAAACUCACUCCGAUAGGUAACAAAAAUAAGUCCUUGGAAUCUUAGGACCAUCUGGAACCAGGUUCCAGUAAAAAAUCUGGGGAAUUGGAUCACUACUUCAGGGAUAAAGUCACGUCAGCUUUGGAUAGCAAUGGGUGGCGGCCUCACUACCCUCCGAUUCUCCACCACGAAUCCCAGCACUCUCAGAAUGAUCAGUGGCAUCUAAUAAGAUACUUACUACAGAAUCUCCCCAUCAAGACUGACUUAGCCUCAAUGUUGGCGCGACUGGAAGCUUCUAUGCAGGGUCAUAUCUCCAACCUCGUGAAAGAUGUCUGCCAUAUUGGACACAGGGUGGGGGAACUUGAGGAGGUAAAUCUUCAAACGCAAGCAGCGUUUAAAGCAAUUGAACACAUACAAGAGGCAUUGGAAAACAAAUGCCUUAAUGUGGUAAAGAACACACCGAGGGAUGUCAUUUGCAGAGUGCGUUAUUAUAACCUAAAAGAAGACAUUCUCUGCCAAUCCAAAGACUCACCAGCUCUGCGGAAAAACAAUAUCAAUAUACAAAUUUUCCCAGAUCUGGCGAACGACGCUGCAGGGCUCUACGCCCAAUUACCAUGAUACUCCAAAAAAGGAACGUUGGGAUACUCGUUUUCUUUAUCAGUACAACAUGAUGGCACAACUAUCAACUAUUAGAUCAGUGGCGGAUGUCCCAGAGUUCCUGCAACACUUUGACCUACCUUAGAUGAGGAUCCAGGACUGGUAUAUGGAACCCCAGCAGCUUGUGGCACCAGCCCAACCCCAGAGGCAGAGGUGGAAAUCAUCUUUGGCACAGAAGAGGUCCACUCCUAAACAGCAGUCCCAAGUACCUAGCACUAGGGCUAGGCAUGAAUCUACAACAACAUGAAGCCCCCAAGUGGGUGAUGAGGGACACACUUUUAAAUUGCUCCGAGGAUGUGAGGACUGAGAACUGGGGAGCAAAGACUUGUUGAUAUCCCCAGAAGGUCUCAGUGAUUCUCACUGAGGUUGCCGUUUCUCAUACUCCGCAAGAGAUCCUAAUGUUAUAUGGUAUUGUAUAAAAUUCCAAUUAUUAUUCCGUGGGUCGAAAUACCCAUUAGACCCAGGUGGAAGUCCUUUUACUCACAGCCCACCUUUAAGAUACUGAGAGGGCCCUCUCCUCUAACAACUCUAGAAUCUGGAGUAUACCCCCUUCUUCCUCCUAGGCAUAAGGGAUUUUAACAUACCCUCCAAUCUCUCUGAGUACAUGGCUAAGACUCGGGACCGACUCAUCCCCUCCCUUCCUAAGAAGGUCGUUGUGGUUUAGCGGCACGGCUCAAUUUCAUUCUGGAGGGAUGUCGCUUGGGGAAAUAUGCUAGGGCAUUGGGAUAAGGGACCACCUGUUUGUGUACAUAUGUUAUGCUUUACGUUGUUAUAGAAGGGAAUAAGGGGCACAUGGGGGCCGGAACUCCGAACUCCGUACAAUAGGGACUACCCAUGGGCACUGGUGUCUGAUAAAUCCAUUGGUUCAGUAGACUGCACUAGUUGCACAUAUCUCUGGCUUUUAGAAGCCCCAUGGCCGUUGGCUACGAAUACCAAUUGUAAUUAAGAUCGGAUGUCGGGAGUGCUUGGGCUGAUUUGAACAAGCUGUUGACUUAUUUUUUAUUUAUGUUUUCUUUAUACCAUAGACCGAAUUUAAUGUUAAUGUCUAUCUAGCACUCCCCCCAUAUAUACUUAGUACGAGCGGUGUAUCUCUCGCAUCUUUACUGCGUUUAUUUUUGUUCAUCUAUCCCGUUUCCAGCUGGACGGAAUUCGAGAUUGACAUCGACUUUAAAUAGACGAAGACCACAUCCUCCAGUAUUACUACUGUUAGUAAUCUUUUAAUCAAAUUAUAAGUUCUUUGUUAAAUUUCCAUUUGGAUUCACUUUUCAUUUCCAUUUUUAUUCCUUUAUCUGAGAGUGAUUGUUGUACGGAGCUUAGGCUUCUGGAUAGCGGGACACUAAACAGGGUAAAACUAUGGCGAGAACCUUGAAAGUGGUAUCAUACAAUGUUAAAGGUCUUAAUUCCCCUGAAAAGAGAUGCAUGGCACUAAGGGAGUUUCAGAAAAUGAAAGCUGAUAUUAUUUUUGUACAAGAGACUUACUUCCGCGGAGCAGAAGCUCCCAAACUCCCCCACAAAAAAUGUCCCUUUUGCUACUAUAACAACUACUCAACAACUAAAUCCAGGGGAGUGGCCAUACUGAUAUGGGCUCACAUAACUGAUUACUCUGGGAGAUACAUCAUAUGGAAGGGAUUGGUAGGCCCGACGUCCAUUACUUUAGUUCACAUAUACCUCCCCAAUAGGAAUCAGUGAGCUUUAAUUAGACGCAUAAUGACGGUGGUACGUAGACAUGCAGAGGGAAUUCUCCUAGUAGGAGUGGAUUUCAACCUAUCUUUAGAUGCUCACUGGGAUAGUAUGGCUAGCAUUCUGUGCACCUGGCCUCUUCUAGGGACCAGAUGCAUAAAGUAAUGCAUGAUGGUCAACUAGUUGACUGUUGGAAAAUCCUCAACCCGACUACGAAGGACUAUUCCUUCUAUUCUACCCCCAAUCGGGUCCCAGCGAGAGAAGCUAAGGACAAUACCACGAAGGUUAUAGACCUGAUACACUGGGGACAGGAGAAUCCCGGCCAUCCUGUUGGCCAUUGAUGCUGAAAAAGCAUUCAAUAGGGUGGACUGGCCCUUCCUGCUUUUCACACUGGAAGCCCUGGCUUUGGACCUAACUGGCUUAACUGGAUUAGAGCCAUCUAUUCGAAGCCCACAGCACAAAUUAAAGUGAAUGGGAUAUUGUCUAACCCGCUACCUAUCACGAAUGGCACCCGACAGGUUUGCCCUCUUUCGCCCCUGCUUUUCAUUUUAGUGCUAGAACCACAGCUCUAAGUGGUUCGCCAGAAUCACAAUAUCAAGGGUAUGAAGGUGAGCUUGCAAGAAUUCAAAGUGUCCGCUUUUGCGGAUGAUUUACUUUUUACAAUCACUGAUCUGUCCCAUACUCUCCCCUAUCUAUUACGAGACUUGACUAACUACAGCUCAUACACUAACUUUAAAAUUAAUGCUGAAAAGUGUGAAAUCUUGAAUCUUACUGUAGAGCAGGAGGAAGCGAAAGCUGCAGAGGGACUUCCAAUUCAUAUGGGCACAGAAGUGAAUAAAAUAUUUAAGUGUUCACAUUCCUGCAUUCCCGUAUGCAUUAUAUCAUUAAAACUUCCCCCAACUAAUGAAUGCAAUACAAAACCGACCAAAAAAGGUGGGACAAUCCUCACUUUUGUUGGUUGGGCAGAGUUAACAUCCUCUCAAUGAAUAUACUCCCUCUGGGAUUAUAUUUGUUACACAUGAUACCUAUAAAUCUCCCUAAGAGGUUCUCCAGAACCAUUCAAUCCUUGUUCACUUCGUUCAUAUGGGCUGGGAAAUGACCACGUCUUUCAUACCACAUUGUCAUGUGGCCCAAACGUGGUAUCGGACUCCCCAAUGGGCUACAUUACUAUUACGCAGUCCAUAUGGCUCAAAUUUUGGACUGGUCAAUACAACCGUCCAAUAAAUUAUGGAUACAUAUUGAACAGUCCGCAACUCGAACUCCUCUACGAGCAAUCCUGUGGGCCUUCACUGGAUCCAGGGAAUAUCCAAGCCCCCAACACCGGACAAUUGAAGCCACAAUUUCAGUGUGGAAGAAAAUAGCCCACCUCCCAGACGUUUCCCCAGAUAUAUCGCCUAGGUAUCCUAUUUUGCAUAAUACUUUGUUCCUGGCAAGGGAAGCAGGUCUCAUUUGUUCACUACAGGUUCACUUAGACAAUUCCCCAUAUAUCCCCUUGUACAGCAUAUGGGAAUCAAGGGGGCAGAAAUCUUUAUUAGAGUUUACACAGGAGACAGCGCCCUUCAUAGCACAUGCUUUCCAUUUUUUCCAGAUUUCACAUUUUGUCAGGACUCUCCAUAUCCUGGAAGUAGCUCUUAGGGAACACGCUGAAUUUGAACGGCUGUGCUCAGGCACAUCGGUGAUAGCUAAACCGACUUCCAGAUGUCUUAAACUGAUCCAACCACACCUUCAUCAUGAACGACAAAUAGGCCUCAUCAGGGGUUUAUAUCUACAUAUAAAUUUGAAACUAUAGUCACUCUCCAAUUCAAAUUCAAAGUUAGCGAUCUGUGAUUCACUUUGAUAUCUAUAUUUCGUCUGUUGUUUCUUUUUUUUUUUCUUUUCUCGAUGUUACUCUUUUUAUGUUACUCAUGUAUCACACAUCUACUCAUUAUAGAUUCUAAGGUACUCUGUCUGUCCCAACUUUCAUGCGGGUAUAUGUUAAGAUAGCCUGUUUGGCUGGUCUAGAAGACCUCCUCUAUACGAGCAAGCCUCACAUAGAGUAAUUACCCCUCAGGACACCCAGGCUUACGGUAUAUUUGUGUAGCGUGGGGUUGUGAAUCCACACAUUUUGUUGAUUAUGACACAUUACACCUAUUUUCAGCUUGUGGGACAUGAGGAACUACUGACAACUAUAUAACUACUGUUAUGUACAGAAUAUUGGGAAUACUUGUCUAUUCGUUGUCUGCCAAAAUGUGCACAUGUCUAGAUGGACAUUCAUGUACUGUUUUGUAAUAUUUAGCAAUUUUCAAUAUUUACUGGUCUCGUAUUUGUCACACCCUGACUUUGAAAAUACAAUAAAAAUAAAUUGAAUUAAAAAUAAAAGUAUAGUGAAAAAGUAAUUUAUAAAGCAGCCUUACCAUCCAAAACCUACCAUAUUGCAGUUAGAGGGACACUCCAGGUACCUGACUUUGUAACCUUGUAUCUGACAAAGCAUCAAUAAAAACAUGAUGUGCAAUUUAAUAAUAAUAAUAAGAAGAAGAAGAAGAAGAAGAAAAGCAUUGCAGUUGGCAGAGCUGACAUACUCAACAAAACAAAUAUAAUGUGCAGUACUGUACUGACUGUCCUAUGAUCUAAGCACAUUUUACAUAUAUAUAUACUAUGGGAGGUAAAAAUCACAAUAAAACAAAAAAGCUGGAAAAAGAUUCAGUCUGUAAGGUGGCGUUUAUCAAGUCCAGGUCUUUAUAAAAGUCAUGCAUAAGGAUUGAUGCAUCAAUAUUUUCUAUGAUCCAAUGUGAAUUUUGGUGGCAAAUUUCAAUUUAGGAUUAGUUAUAGUAUUUUGACUAAAAAGCCAUUUUAGUUUUAGUCGUAUUUUAGUCAUCUGAAUUGUUUUAGUUUUAGUCUGGUUUUAGUCGACUAUAUCUUAAAUAGAGUUUAGUCGAUGUGACUAAAAUCUAAUGAGUUUAGUAAAAGCCCUACCUGUCUAUUUUGCCCAUUCCCCAACCCCUGUGUCUCUUUGUGUCCUCCCAGUCCCUCUAGGUGUCUCUCUCCCAAGCCCUGGUCUUUCUCUUUUGCCCCUUCCACAGCCUCUAUGUGCAGUGUUAAUUUUGGCGGCAAAUUUCUAUUGAGUUUUAGUCAUAGUUUUUUUUACUAAAAUCCCUUUUUUGUUUUAGUCGCAUUUUAGUCAUCAGAAUUGUUUUAGUUUCUAAAUCUCACUAAAAUCUAACUAAAAUUGUUAGUCGACAAAAUUAACACUGCUUUGAUUAGCCCAUAAAACACACACAAAUAUUGCUGUUUUUAAAUGAUGACAAAUACAAUAAAAUUGUAAAGCAUCCAGCCUUAGGCUGAUACUUUAGGCAAUUUUAGAAACAGCUCAUACUUGGGUUUCCACUCCCAGGUACGAACAAAGGGAAAUGUGAGCCGCCUAAGCAUUUUAUUUGGCCCCUGACCUUUUCCUAUAUAACAAAGUGUUUCCUAUAAUAGCCUAUACAUUUUCUGAAACAAAUCUGUUAGAUGAGUCUCAUAAUUCUUUCAGCAGAUAAGUAAUUCCUCACAUUUGAUCCCCAUUAACUAAAGUUCAAGUGCACAACCUUCUAUUGUAAAAUUUUAUGGAAAGAGAAACAUCAAUUUGAGGACAGAUUCCUGGAAAUUCCAUAAAUUCAAUUAUAGUACACACUGGUUUAAUACUGUCCAGACCUUUAAGCUGUGCCUGUCUAUCAAAUACACUACUGCGUUUAACAUUAAAAACUGGAGAACGCUGCUGGAACUAAAGGAUUAUGAGAUAUAAUAUUACAGUUUUAAACCAGACAUUCUACAUCCUAAGAUAGGGGUGUUCAUAAAUGGCCUGAAGUAGAUCACACAUUCCUUCAAUUUCCCAAUGAGUCUCGUAUAUGAUUUUAUGUAGUAUGAGACCUUCUCAUCUUAGCUUUCAUUCACUAGGAAGCACUUUGAUAUCUUCCCAAUAUGCUUACAUUAAAGCUCAGAGUAGCAGUUAGCCACUUUUACCCAACAUCUGACAUCAAUAAUCUGGAAAAAUUGCCCAGUAUUUUCUCCUUUGCUGCUUAGUUUGCUUAUAUUCAUUACUCCUCGUGGCUUUAUUUUACCAGAAAAGUAUCCCAUGUGUAUGAAAAUGUUUGUAUGUUUCUGGGAGUGUGGAUCUGUGUGUGUGCUUGCAUCUGGGACUAUGAAUCGGUGCCCUGCAUGGAAGAAGACAACUAGGCCAGUGACCUCUGAUUAAAAGGACACUAUAGUCACCAGAACCACUAUGUAGUAAUUUUGGUGUACACACAAGAAGAGGCAACAGGGCUACACUAGUCAGCACUAGUGCCUCCUAAUCGGUUACAGAGGAACUCAAGGGCAUCACCCAAAGUAAAUAUGUGGGGGGUCCCUCCUCCAUAAACGAGAACCUCUAAAUGAAUUAAGUAUCCAUAAAUAUGGUAUAAGCCUUUGGUAUAGACGAAAAAUAAAGCGGGAUGGGAAGACCGCCCACUUAAAGUGUGCGGACUCCCACUCCACCAAAAGAAGUACCUUUAAAAGUAAAAAUUCGUAAGUGGUAUAAACCUUUAUUAAAGCUGAAUAUUAGGAUAUUAAAAUAUGAAGAGCCUAACUAGAACAGUAGGUUCUAAACCAAAACCCAAACAAAUGUGACAUUGUGAAUAAACAGAGUGAUAAUACACCUUUAAAAUUCUGGGUAGAGUAGUCUCAAAAGCCACUUCAAGUAGUAAGAGUAUUUUAAUAGCUAUUAUAAGUAUUCUCAAAUUUGAGUAAUUGCAUAGUUCAGUAGAUCGACACCUACAGAGUAUCAAGGUACAAAUGAUUAGUGUCUGUAGUGUAUAGAGGUUGUAAAAAAAAUGAAGCAAAACUAAGGAAUAAACUGAAUAUGGUCAGACAGACAAAUUAACAAUAACAAGUGAUAUACACUGUAUCAAGUUUGAAUUGACCAUAUUAAUCAAAGGGUUCACUAUGGUGUGGACACGAUGUACCCGGCUCCAAACAAAGUAGAGGAGGGGAUGGUUGAAAAAAAAGAAAGAAGAGAGCACCCCCCCCUUUUUUUUCCAACCAUCCCCUCCUCUACUUUGUUUGGAGCCAGGUACAUAAUGUCCAUGCCAUAGUGAACUCUAUAGUGACAUUACAAGCAUGGGCAUGUUAAUAGCUAUCUAUCUAUUUUUUUAUUUAUCUUAUUCAGAUGCCUAGAACCAAACCUUUGGUUAAUUUUUUUUUUUUUUUUUAAAUCAGUAACCACCUAAUUGCCUCUUGGCGCAAGUUACAAAAUAGAAAAACAUAGAACACUCUCUGGGAUACUCCAUGACAAAAAUUUCUGGAAGAAAUACAACAAGCAUAUGAUUGGUGUUUCCUCCUCUCUAGUCUUCAUCUUGAUAAAGACCCAGAUGGGUCGAUCACAUUAUCUUUUUAAAAUAUGUUGUCACAGUAAAUUCCACUGAUUGCUCUUUUUUCCUAUUAUAUUAUGCACUGUAAGUAGAUGGCUGAUUUACAUACUUUUUAAACUUCAGAAUCAGUUGAAAGCUAGUGUAGGCUAACAUACGAGUUGUUGUUCCAGUAUCAAAACUAAGUAAAACUACAAAGAGUCCUGAGAAAAAAAAUUGUACGUUAGCUUCUCUGCUGUUCUAUAAACUAAAAACUACAAAUAUUUGAAUUUCUUCAAAUAACCAUAUCCCAUCUUUUUCAGAUAGUCUCCUUAUUUGCAAUGGCUCAGAUGUUUGCUGAAUCAGAACAUGAAGAUCAUCUCUCUGGAGAUGGCUUUGAUGAAUACCACAACUGGACAGAGUUUUUGAACUACCUGAACAGGUCAUUUUCUUUCUGUGACAUUGACUUGGAUGAGGGUGUAAAGCAGAUCUUCCUUUUCAUACUGUAUCUCAUUAUAUUUGUUUUGGGUUUGGCUGGAAACCUGUUAGUGCUAUGGGUCAACUGGCAAUCACGAAGAAGCAAGAGUUCCAUAAAUAUCUACAUCUUCAACAUGGCUGUGGCAGAUCUUGGGGUAGUUAUUACCUUGCCAUUUUGGAUGCUAGAAACAAUGUUGGAGUACACAUGGCUUUGGGGCAGUUUUCUGUGUCGAUUUACACACUAUUUUUAUUUUGUCAAUAUGUUCAGCAGCAUAUUUUUCCUCACAGCUUUAAGUGUUGACCGUUACUUCACAUUAUGUUCUUCUUCUGUUUUUUGGAGGCAGAACCAGAUUCGGAUUCGCAAGGGUCUUUGUAUCGGAAUAUGGGUCCUGGCUGCCAUAUUUCCCAUACCAGAGGUUGCUCAUAUUCAGCUAUUGACAGGUUCUGAACCUGUGUGCAUGUUCAUGGCACCAUUUGAGACAUUUGAUGAAUGGGCUCUAGCGGUUAGUCUCUUGACUACCAUUCUUGGAUUCGUCAUUCCUUUUAUAAUAAUACUUACCUUCAGCCUGUUGACUGCCCACCACAUCAAGACAUCUGGAAGACCUGAGAACAGAAAGCACUGUCGACUCAUAUAUGCUUACAUAUUGACGUUUGUUCUGAGUUGGUUUCCAUACCACUUGACCCUGAUAUUACUAACCCUACAUGGAAGUCACAUCAACCUGCACUGUUAUUUUGUUCACAUUCUAUACUUUUUUUAUGACUUGAUUGACUGUCUAUCACUGCUGCACUGUGUAGCUAACCCAAUACUUUAUAACUUAUUGAGUAAGGACUUCAGAGGCAAAUUCAUCAAUGCAGUUGUUAAGUAUAUACCCAAGGAGAAAAUGGCUGGUGGAGAAGUAAAAGAACACUCCACUUCCAGCACAGACCAUUCUGUUGUUAUCUCAAAGGAAAAUGCUCCAAAUGCAAACCAAUCUUCUGUAAACAUCGAAGGAACAAAAAUGUAGCGUAGAAAUAUAGUCAUUGUUAUCUGCAUAUUCGUGCUUGUUGAAAUAUAAAAAAAAACAAUGCCCUUACAAUUCAUCUGAAUUUCCUAAAACAUAAUGCAUUAUGUGAACGUUCGUUAGUUUGUUUCUGCAAUAUCUGCCUCUUACAUUACUGUGAAUAAAGCCAAGACGAGGUCAUUGGCAAAAUCGAAAAAACAUUUUUUUUUCUUUCUGGUUCUUAUUGCCUACCUCCAUUGAAAACAAAAUAAAAGCAUCACAGAUAUGUCACUAGAAGAAUACUAUAGAUUCAUCUCAUAUAGAAGAGCACUUAAUACUUAUAUGAAGACAUCUAUUCUACAUGAAAACACAUUCAUAGAAUUUAAUAGCAUAAUACAGUCUACAGUGGCCAUAUAUUGAAUUACCCACAAUGCUUUUGUUAUAGCACCUACCUAUUAUCUAUGAACACCAAGGUGCAUGUAUUUAUAUGUUUAAAGUGUUGCAUGCCUAUUGUUCUGCAAUUUGCUUGCUUUUCAAUACCACAGUGGUGGUCAAUAUAUUCAUUUGAAUGCAUUGUUCACCAUUCUGGUAGUUAUAUAUAACUAUAAGUUUAAAAAUAAAUGUAAAAAUUAUGUAUUUUUACUGCACUAGAAGUAAUAACCACAUUUGUAAAUAAUCUGCAUCACUGUUUCAAGCUUAUAUAUAAAUGUUUACAGUUAUAGUUCUCUUUAAACUGUGAAAAUCUAUAGGGUGUGUAAAUUUUAUGACUCGGAGUUUUCAUAUUCACUGAAAAUAUAUUUAAUUAAGAGAGGGAAGAAAGUUAGACAAUUUCAGGUGGACUUUGCAUGAUACAGAAUGAGUCACGUAGGUUUAAAGUUGGCUAUAUGGCUCUAUCCAUUUCCCCAAACUAUCACAGGUAUGGAGGAACAGUCUUCAGAUAUUUUAAGCUAUAGAUAUUUUAUAUGACAUGUUUACUUUAAGGGGAUAAUCUGGGAUAAAAACUGGAUUGGGACUUUCACAUGCUCUGGAAAAUAGCAUCAGAACUGCUUUGUUCACAAAAGGUCCAGUUCAAACUCAGAAACUACAAACUGAAAACUAUUGCUUUCUCUAAUUUGCCUUGGUAAAUGGAUAUGUCAUCCAACUUUUGACAGGGUAUCUAAGGUUCUGGAUAGAGUUAAAGAAGAACAAGGGUUGUCUUUGUUUUUAUUGUUUGUACUGAGAAUCUACUGAAAUAAACAAGAUUUUUUUUUAAUGAGAAUAACAGUAUUUGGAUAUUGUUUUUUCUAUCCUGCACGAUGUGUUGGCAAUGAAAACUGGGGUGGCAACAAUGUAAGUUAUUUGAAAUCUGGUUCAUGGUCCUCACAAUUGCCCAAAGCAAGCGCUAUGACUCAUCCACAAUUAUAUUAAAG